AGCUCACACUUCCGCUACUGCGUGGAAAAAAGUUGGUUGAAAUCUCGGAAAAGUUUGGGGGUUUGCAGGAACUUUACACGCUACGUUUCUGUCAAAAAGCCCAAAGUUAAUGAGCAGUUAGUAAGUCGGAGGAAGAGAGGAAUUCAAGUGGAGUUAUCGAGCACUUAUUUGAGAGCCGAAGCAUGUCGUCAGCCGUCUUGUACAACGACCAAGGAGGAGCGGAGGCUGGUGUCGAAGCGGGUCAGGAGAACACCCUGACCUCCUCCAGCUCCGGAGCUGCCUUUGGCCUCUUCAGCGCUGACUUUAAAAAGUGAGUCAGCUCCCUAUGUGUCCUCUUUACUUUCAAUGUAAUUUUUAGAAUAGUUUCAUGGAAGAGGUGAUGUGGGAAAGUUUCUGCAGCUAACUCUCAGUUUAGCUGGUAAGAGGCCAACAAGUUCCUCCAUCAUCAACAAGCCGGACUGUUAGCCACUUACUACUACACCUAAAAUGUGCAAAUUUACCCUCAUUUAGAGUAGCUUUUGAAUAACUUAUACUUUGUUCUAUCUAAAUCCCGUCUAUCAAUUAAUUUCGCUAUGUUCUGAGGGAAAAGCUGGUUUAGUCGGAUGCAGAGUGGCCUAAAGUCCAAAGUUUAAUAUUAGAUAUUCUAUUUUUUAUCUUGUUUGUCAUGAACCCAAAGAUCCUAAACUGCAAAUCUGAGUCCUUAUAUGUUUCAUUCAUUGAGGUUUGCAAAUGAAAGUAUUAAAAAGUAUAUUCCACAUUCGAAAUUUUAACAGAAAGAUCCUCAUUUUACUGUAAAUAUACACUCACCGGCCACUUUAUUAGGUACGCCUUGCCAGCCUUGGACCAGGUUGAACUACCUUUAUUCAUCAUGGCAGACUUUUAACAAGAUGUUGGAAACUUUCCUUAAGAGAUUUUUGUUCAUAUUAAAGGGAUAUUCCAGCGUAAAAUUAAGUUGGGGUCAAACACACUGUAACACUGAGUUAGACACCCCCUUGAGAGAUGAAUGUUGCCGACCGCUUGCUUCUCUCGUUAUACCAAUUUUAGUAACGACCGCAGAUAGCAAUACAGAGAGCCACACGCUCAACCAAAAGGUUACUCUAUAGCCACAAAUAUUGCUCAACUUCAUCAACAGUACAUAUAGGGUCCUAGCCACAGCACUUGCCACCAAACAUCUUUUUAACUUUGUCUAAUUUCUUUAGCAAAGAGACUAAACACAACUCACUCACUCUCUUCCAGCAGCCGCCUAUUUGUACAGAGACCUCUGGGCUAGUCCAUCGGCUGCAGCAGGGUGAUGCAGCUCAAGGAAGAACAUUUAUGAUCAUUUCUACAUGGAAAGGCAGUCAGACCGAGACUUUAAGGGAGGAGAACUACCGCGUCUGCAGUGCAAAAUGAUUAAUAUGGUGAUUAUUAAUACAAGGAAAUGAUAAAGUAAUGAUCAUAAAUGUUCUUCCUUGAGCUGCUUCAGCCCGCUGCAGCUGAUGGACUUGCUCAGAGGUCUCCGUGUUAAUUAUAUUAAUUUUACGCCGGAAUAUAUAACAUGAUAUAACAUAAUAUAACAUGAGAGCAUCACUGAGGUGCUUCAGAUUUGUCAGCUGCACAUGCAGGAUGUGAAUCUCCCGUUCUACCUCAUCCCAAAGGGGCUCUAUUGGGCUGAGAUCUGGCGACUGUGGAGGCCACUGGAGUUCUGUGGACUCACUUUCAUGUUCAAGGGACCUAUUUGAGAAGAUUUGAGCUUUGUGACAUGGUGCUUUAUCCUUCUGGAAGUAGCUCACAGAAGAUGUGUACACUGUGGUCAUGAAAGGAUGGACAUGGUCAGCAACAUUACCCAGAUAGGCUGUGGUGUUUAAAUAGUGCUCAGCUGGUACUAAGGGGCCCAGAGUGUGUCAGUAAAAUACCCCACACACACACACCAUUACACCAUGACCAUCAGCCUGAACUGUUGAUACAAGGCAGGAUGGAUCCAUACUUUCAGUUUGUUCUCACCAAAUUCUGACCCACUAUCUGAAUGUUACAGCUGAAAUCCAGACUCAUCAGAUGAGGUGAUACUUUUCCAAUCUCCUGUAGUCCAGUUUUGGUGAGCCUGUGUGAACUGUAGUCUCAGUUUGCUGGUCUUAGCUGACAGGAGUGGCCCCCAGUGUAGUCUUCUGCUGCUGUAACUCGUCUGCUUUAAGGUUGGACGUGUUGUAUUCAGAGAGGGUAUUCUGCGCACCUUGGUUGUAAUGAGUGCUUAUUUGUCUUACUGUCGCCACUCUAUCAUCUUGAACCAGUCUGCCCAUUCUCCUCUGACCUCUAACCUCUGACCUCAGCCGCUGUACUCUGGAUAUUUCCUCUUUUUCGAGCCAUUCUCUGUAAACCUUAAAGAUAAUUAUGUGUGAAAUUCCCAAAGUCCCUUAAAUCUCUUUUCUUCUUCAUUCUGGUGCUCGGUUAGACAUUCAGCAGGUCGUCUACAUGCCUAAAGGCUGCCAUGUGAUUGGCUGACUAGCUGUUUGUGUUACCAAGUUAUUGAAGAGGUGUACCUAAUAAAGUGGCCAGUGAAUGUAUAUCGGUUCCUAAUAUCGUUUAUCAGUCUCAUUAAGUACAAAUAAUCAGUAUCGGUACUGGCCCCGAAAAACCAAUAUCAGUCAACCCCAAGCAGAGGCACAGCCUGGUUUGUAUUGGUAACAUACACUCAUCUGUUUUCAUGAUCGGGUGGAUGGAUAUUGGUUUUUGAGGAUCAAUACUGAUACCAAUUAUUGGUAGUUAAUCGGCCUGAUAACUGAUAUUCAUUAACAAUAAAAUUAGAAAUUUUCUGUAAACGUUAAAUUUAGAAUAUGACGAACUCCAACAUAAAACUUUCUUUAAAUGCAAAUAAUACACCAAAACAGAAACUUUCAGCAUCUUCUACAGGAGUAAACAGAGUUAACAAGUAACCAGUCACAUUCACAGUACACUUACCUCACACAGUCAUGUGAUAUCUGGCCAAUAAGAUGGUGUUGCGUGUGAGGCACAUGAGGUGAGUGGAUGGUGAAAACCUGCCCAGAGGGAGAGACACACCAAAAGUGAAGUCACUUUUAAUUUAGUUUAUUUAGUGGGUAAACAACCUCUGAGAAAACUAGAAAUUAGAUCAUUCAGGAAAAAUCUUCCUGUCGUGUUUUUGUAGGUGGCUUGUGUUAUUUCCUGCUUGAGGUUUGUGGCGUUGCCUUCAAAUGUACCUGUUUUGUGUAGCUGCAAACCUCCUGUUUUAUCUGCUUUUCCAAGCAUCUCUCUGUGUUUUAUUACCAUGCUCUGGUUUGAAUAGAAAAGAAAACUCUGAGCUGUAUUGAAAUGUACAAAAUGACCUUUUUUGAACCUAACACACUCAAUAAGUCCCGUCCUGACAACAAUCAGAGACACUGUCUUCUCUUGCCUGUUACAUUAGCCUGUGAAAACUGUAUUUACUUCACCUUGUAGGUCACUGAAACUACAUGUCAGAAGGUUUUGGUCCUAUUUUGAGGCUCAUCUUCAAACUUGCCACAAGAGGGCAGCAAACCAUAAGAUCCUGCAGAAUCAGUGUUUAUGCAGCUUAUCUGACUCUGGUUUCACACUGUGGGGUUACACACAUCAUACCAGCUCCACAUGGAUCUCAGAUAAUGACGUAUCACAUUAUAGCAGCUCGGCUGGUUUUCACUUCUCAGUUCUGCCUCAUGUACAUUAAUCCUUACAGUAAAUGCUCUCUAAAUGAAUUAUUCCAUAAUCUGAGGUCGCUCUGCAGCCUCUCACUGUGUUUGGUUAUUCUCUGCAGCCUCUAUUAUGACUUUAUUUGACUUAAAUGUUGCUCCCUUUGCUAAAGUGACCCUGUAAUCUGUCUCACAUGACCAUCUACCCUGUAAGACGCGGCGAGAUUAUGAUUAUGUCUGAUUACCUCAGUGGGCUGACGUCCAGAGAGAAAAUAAAGCUGCAUGAAUGAUGCUUCUGUGUGUCUGUCUGACACAAUCCACAAAACAGGAGCCUGUGCAUCCUGAGCUGAACCAACACAAGUAUCUCAUAUUAUUGUCCCCCUCUGUAUGUAUGUGUCUAUAUUUUUGUGAUAUUUAAAGUUUGAGGAGAGACAGGAUCUGCUCCUGAUAAAUGAAGUUAUGUAUUUUGUUAUCUGAGAUCCAGAAACAUUCCUGCUGUGUAUUUCAGUCCUCUAACAGUCUUCUCCUCUGUGACUGAAAGCUCUGUGCCAGGCAUGGAGACAUGUGACUAAUUUGUUAUCUGUGACUGAGGAGGUAUUUCACAGCGGCCGAGCUCUUCACUUGUAUGGAUUUGUGGUUUGAUUUGAGCUGCGUGAAAGUUCGGAUUUUCAGACAGCAGUCAGCGGUUUGUUUUAUGUUGACCUAUUUGUUAAGACACCGUUUUUUUUAUCUCGAUGGAGAAAACAAUCAUAUUUUAAACCAGUGUUGUAAAGUUGAAAUAAAGACUUUCAUUCAGUGUUGAAAAUGCAGGGAAAGUUUGCAGCGCUGUUGGCUACAGGCUUGUUAAGAAGUUUGGAAUUAGUGGCUGAUACUGAUACUGAUGCUAAUACCAAUAAUGAUACCAAUAAUUAGAAAUGGGCCGACCAAUGGCAUUUUGAAAUAAUUGGCUGAUAUCUGGGCUCAUGUGGCUGAUUAAAAAUAUGAACAGACACAGCAGGAAGCCUCAUCAUUCUAGCAGCUGUUCAAAUCAUAUGUUAAAUGACGGCAGAUUAAAUCUAACAGUUACUGAAAAUUCAUUGAGAUAUAAGCUGUUGUGAUUUAUAGAAUAACAUAAAAUAAUAAUUAUUUGCCUCUGGUGUCUACUAACCUCAAUGUGAUAUACAGUAUAUCUAUCACAUAGUUCAGAAAUUGGUCGAAAACCAUCUGUAACAUAUUUGUGGUGAAGAUAAUCUUCUAUGUUAGAUUGUAAUGUGCAUAGAUUUAUGGCUGUUAUUGUAUUUGAAUUGAUAUAUCUUAAAAUACAUAAAAGCAACAGUGUGAUAUCGGCAUUAUAUCUUAGUAAUCAGCUGUCCUGCCUUCAAAUAUCGGCUUUGGUAUCAGCAGUUGGAAAUCCCAUAUUGGUCAACCAUUACUGAUAAUGAGAGAACAGGUCGGCCAUGCACAUUUAAUUUUAAUUCACAUGGUCAUCUUAGCCAGUACCAGAGAUCAAUCGAUUGAAGGCAACUUUAACUAAUCUGCAUCAUAUCAGCCAAUAUCAGCAUCUUUCCGGAUUGAAAACACAUUUUACAUCCCCAGUCACAGCAUAUCAAAUCUAAAACAGCCACUGACAUCUAGUUUACUGUGAGUCUGUCAUAAUAUGAAGAAUAAAGCAGUUUAAUGCUGCUUAAGUCCAUUUUGGUGAUAUUUUACAGAGCCAGUUAUUUUUCCAUUGACAUGCAUUCGAUAAAAUGAUCGAUCAAGUUUGCUACUCAUCUGUAAGUGAAAUUAAAUUGACUUAUUUUGUUGACUGCUCAAAGAAAAAGAAAAUCAACAAUAAUGUGAUAUCGGCAUGAAGUAUCAGCCGUCUGCAAACCUGCUGUCUCUCAAGAUCAGUAUCGGCAUCAGCCUGUAAAUAACUGAUAUUGACUGAUUCAGAUUCGAUUUUCUGUCAUAGAUAGUGACUGUGAAUUCUCACAGGUGAUGUGUAGAAGCUGAGUGAGAAAACAUUAGGGCUGUCCUGAUACAAAUUUUUACUUCCGAUAUGAUAUCGUAGCCUUCAGUAAUGGGCAAUACUGAUAUUGAGCCGAUAUUGGCACAAGCUUGUGCAUGACAAGUUUUGCACUCAGUUGUCUUUUUCGGGCUUUAACGAAAAAAACUGCCAUAUGGCCGACAUUACUCCUACUCUUUGCUACUUUGUUAGCGAUUUUGUGGGUUCAGCUUGCUGGAUCUGGGUGUUUCCCGAUAGAGGUGCAGGACUGGAGUCUGGAAUGAAAUGCUUGUAUCGGAGUGCAGAUAUCGGAGAUUUUAGAUGCAGGACGAUAUAGUGCGAUAUUUGUUUAUUUGCUUAUAUUAGAGCAAUGUCUGAUCGUGACAUCCAAUAUUGGAUCGUGACAUCCCUAGAAAACAUUGGUUGCAAAGAUUGAAGUAUUAUAUUUUAUGUUUCUUACAAAACAAACCAAGUUAGUGUUGAUCAGAUCUAGAAAACACAAUAGUUAUUCAAAAAAAUGAACAAAUUACUCAUAAUGUCAAAGGUGAUUGGAAGUCGUAUCCUCCUGCCAAAAGCACACAGUCCACCCUGUUAAUCCCUUUGAAACUUUCACAUCUGAAAAGCUAUUUCCUGACAUUGAGCUGGGCUCUGUUAUCUGUGAUGUGGGUCUGUCCUGUUGGCCAAACUUAGCAGCAUAUUUGCUCUCAGCUCAGUCAAGCUUAAGUGGAUUAUUGUGCAGUCACAGAGGAGGUGAUGAAAAGUAGCGCAGUGUUUACCCACCAGUGUUGAUAAGGCCCUCCUUUUCCCCAGAGGGAAGUGACCACAGUCACACAGAAACAGAGUCUUGUACACAGUCAGGAGGCAGGUGAGGUGGCGACUGAGUUUCCAAGGUUAAAGCUGAACUUCGGAGAAGAAAAGAGGGACAACUUCACCAGAGAUGGAUGACAGAAGAAGUGAGCGUGCUCUGCCCUCAAGCAUGAGUAUGACUUGUUGUUAGAGAGCUGACGGGGCAUCUUGUGACUUUUUUUUUUUUUUUGCUCAAGAGAAGAGGAAGGGAGAAGUGAAUGACAGGCACAAAGCCAGCGGAGCGUGCGCUGUUUCCCACUCUCUCCACAUCUGACGGUUAUGAACGAAAGCGAGACGGGAAGACAACUGUAAAUAAAGCCGAGAGACACACAGCCUGAAGGAAAGUAAUUACUGCAGCUUCGCUCCACUCCAGAGUUACUUCAAAUACAGACAGUUUGGUUUGUGGACUCUCCAGACAGCUCAGAGGGGGGGAGUGCUUUUUGAUUGGACAGCUGUGGAGGACAGGAGGUAUGGAUGCUGGUUUGGCUUCUCUGCGCUCGGACGCGGUGGGAGCCAUGAGGACGGCGCUGGUGUCUGCUGAGAACUUACAACUCAGUCUGAGGACCGGGCUCAGUCAGGAAGAACAGGCCCUCACACAAACUAAAAAUAACCCCAAGGAGACAAACAAAACAGGGUACUGGACUCUAGUAAGAUCACUUCCAGCACUCUGAUUGAUGGCUGCAUAUGAAGACACCAGAAAACAGAGUUUCCUUUCACCCCAGACAGAAGUAUAUUAUUGUUUCUACACUGUGCUGCAGAGUCACACUGUUGUAAAACAUAAUGUGGUUGGACUUUGUCUGGCUGACAUAUGCAAGUGCCUCCCUAAAAAAGAGAAAGUGUUGUCUGGAUGGCAGCAUAUGUUGCUGCAGUAUUUGUCUAUAUUGUUCAGCUUUAAUGGUGCUUUACCAGUUGUGUAAGAUACCAAAGUCAUGGGCGCUUAUGAUCCCCAUCAGGGAUACUGGAUUUGAGCUGUGUGCUCUUAACAAGGUUUGUGCUCCCUGUGGUUCCUUCAUAGAGGAUGUGCUGCUCAUUGGAGUCCACAUUUGGAGUCCUCAGACCACAGACCAGUUUUCCAGCUCGACUUAGUCCAUUUUAAAUCAGCUCCAGCCCAGAGGGGUUUCUAGCGGUUCUCGAUUAUGUCAUUGUAUCAUUCUUCUAUCUCUUCUUCUACUUCUUUUUUCUCUUCUUCUUCUACUCCUUCUUCUUCUUCUUCUUCUCUCUUUUCUCUUCUUCUUCUUCUCCUACUCCUUUUUCUUCUUUCUCUACUUUUUUCCUCCUUUUUCUUUUUCUUUGUUUCCCCCUACUCCUUCUUUUCUUCCUUUUCUUCUUCUUCUUCUACUCCUUCUCUCUUCUUCUUCUCUCUUUUCUCUUCUUUUUUUUCUCUUUUCUCUUCGUCUUCUACUACUCCUUUUUCUUCUUUCUAUACCUCUUUUACUCUUUUUUUUUGUUUCCUCCUACUUUUUCUAUCUUUUCUUCUUCUUCUUCAACUCCUUCUCAUCCUUCUUUGUCUCUUUCUACUCCCUCUUCUUUUCCUUCUUUUCCUUUUUUCUUCUUGUACUCCUUCUCUAUUCUAGUUCUUCUUCUACUCCUUUUUCUUCUACUUCUUUUUUUCUUCUACUUCUUCUACUUCUCAUUUUCCUUUUCUUUGACUUCUUCCUUUUCUUCUUUUUCUACUCCUUCUUUUUGUUUUUCUUCUUCCUCUUCUUCCUCUACUCUUUUUUCUUUUUCUUCUUCUACUCCUUCUUUUUCUUUUGCUUCUGCUAUGUGCAGACUUCCACUACAGAGUCAUGUCUAAUUUUGAUACAGUGCUGCUUAAAAUCCUUCAGAUCCCCCUCCAGUAUUGCUUUUUUGGUCCUUGUCCCUUUGGUAAAGAGGUUUCUCCACAUUCUCUGAAUCUUUUACUGAUUUUAAGCUCCAGUUAUGAUAAAAUUCAUCAGUUUUUUUACAAUUCAAAUGUCAUUUAAGGAGCAUUUUUCGAAAAUUGUUGACCUGUCUAGUACCAGAAUGGUGCAGACAGAGUUGCAUUGGUUGUUUUCCAUUUGGACAUCACCUCUGUGUGGAGACAAACAGCUGGUGUAGCCAGAGCACAAUGACAGAGUGUGUUGGCAUUAGCCAAGGCAUGAGCAUCACCAUGCCAUGUGAGAGCAGAUUGAGUAGUGAUGGUAAACAACACACUGGCGCUGUUCUGUUUGUAUUGAUUAUCAGUGGCUCCUAUUGGCCCUCGUAUUAAACUGAACAGUUCUCUUGAUAGGAGCUGGCGUGACCCUCUCGUGAGUCUCCUGUAAUCUGUGAAGCAGACACAGAUGUUACAUACACAGAGCUUUUCACACCACCUUUGGUCAAGCGUUAACUCUUGUAACUGAUUCGUCAAGUGGUGUCAGCAGCACUCAUAAGCCCCUGUCUAACAGUAGAGGUAUCUACAGUAUUUAUCAUUUAUUACUAUUACUAUUAUUAUUUAUUAAUUAUUACUAUUAUUUAUUAUUAUUACUUGCUGUUGACCCCACUCUCUUGCCGCUCAAGGAGUUACGCUGCUACGUCACGUUUUGUUACGUUACCCGCACUACUCGCUGCGUUCGAGUUACCUCAGAAGUCAGAUGUCGUAGCUGGGAAUGACGAAUGACAAAUGUUUUUUUAGCUAUUGCUCUGCCCGAAUAUAACAAGGAAAAAGCAAGCACUAAAAAAAUUUUCAGCUCCGAAAUCUAACUUCCAAGGUAACUCGAACGCAGUUAGUUUCUAUUCCUGUUAGUUUUGUUCCUGAUGUAGCUUCGAUUUUCGUUGUUACCCACACUCUCUUGUCGCUCAAGAAGAUACGCUGUUACAUUUACGUUACGUUGCGUUAACAGUUCGCUACUCGCUAUGUAUACCACGUAUAAGCUUUAACUCUACCCUUCACAUUAAUGGAAGAAGGACCAAUAGGAUUUGAUGCGCUUGUUAAUGACUCAAAACAAGUCGAAAAUAACGUUGUGUGUUGUUGUGCUCACACAGUGCAAGUGGAAAUAAUUCACGGCGCAUUGAUAUUUAUGCUACUAAUACUAUUAAAGCUAGACCACAUAUUUCCCAAUGAUGGAAGAGGACUUGAUGUGUAUGUUGAUGACUCAAAACAGGUGAAAAUAACGUUGUGUUUUUGCACUCACACAGUGCGGUGUGCCGCGGCUGAAUGAAUGUAGGGAAAACGCUGUAUCAUUAGCAUAAUUUUAAAAUAAGUGUUUUUGAUCUUCACAGGAAUGAAGACCUUAAAGAGAUGUUGGAAAGCAACAAGGAGUCGCUCAAACUGGAGGCCAUGAAGAGGGUAGUUGGGGUGAGUGCAUCAGUGAAACACACACACACUCAUGUCAAACUGCUAACUUCAUGUUUGUGUUUUCAAUCUGCUGUUUACUUUAUAUAAGGUGAUAGAGUUUGUGGUUAACACUGUUUUUGUUUCCAGCUGAUUGCCAAAGGGAAGAACGCCUCCGAGCUGUUUCCUGCUGUCGUGAAGAACGUCGCAAGUAAAAACAUCGAGGUAUGACAUUGUGAAGAAUACGUGACUCAGACAGGACUCAUGAGUCAGUGAAUAUGAUCCCACCGCAGCAUGUGAUUAUUCUGUGACAGGACGGGGGAACUUCCUCAUACGAAACAAUGCACAGCUCAUGUGGUUUGGCUUCAGUUAAAAGCUUUUAUCUAAUUGAGUUUGAAUUCAUUCUUCUGGGCAGUUUUCAAAGUCAAACACAGUCACAAAAAUCAAAAAAUGCUGAAUUUUUUCACAUUUUUUUCUGAAGAUAAAAUUGAGGAUUUGAAUGUCCACUCCACUGACCUUGUUCACGUCUCCUUUUAACACACAUAUGAAGCUUUAAACACCUUAAAGCUCCUGUGAGAAGUUUUUUAACCUUUAUGAAAUAUAUUUAAAAUUCAUUCUAAAGCCUUUUAAGAUGCGUAAAAGCAAACAAGACCAUCAACAACAAGAUUUUUGAUGUUUAGAUAAUAAUUUCUAAUAGCUGAAACUUGUGCGAGAGCGUAGACGUCAGGGAAGCAGCUGGAUAAACAGCCCCGUUUUUACUUUAUGGACCUAAAAAUAGUCACAAUAAAUGAGAAAUCUGAUUGCUGAAAUACAGCUGGAGGACAAGAUUGACACAAACUGAGAGUUGCUCACUGGAGCUUUAAUAUAAUAAGGUACAAGUCUCUAGUCUUGUUUUAGCUGAUGUUAAAUUUGGGGUUUUGUGGGGAGUUUUGAAAUAAAACAUAAAUUUGGAUCAAUCAGGGAUACAUGAAAUUGUCGGUAUAAUAUUGUUUUGGUAGAUAAAAACUGCCGCUUACAUUUAUAGCAGAGGAGCUGUCAGACUUCUUCUUGCAUCUGUUCCAGUCGCCCCCUGCUGGCUGUUUGAAACAUUGCAAGUGUUAGACCUUCAUAUUGGCUUCACUUUUACUCCCUAAGAGCUGCUCUCUUCUUAUUAUUCGCUUUUUUCCAGCAUCCUGGAAACAUUCACCUCUCACUUUCAUCCUCCAUGCAGUAGAACAGGAUUAAUCCUGUUUUAGGCUAUCAAAGGGGCAUGUAUAUACCCUGCGUAAAUUCUGGUUAUGCGUUAACCACGACAGACUUGUGCUCACACUAUUCCAGUGGCUGACCGAGCGCUAAGCAGCAGCUCGAGAGGGGUUCCCAUGCCCAGAGCCUGUGAAUAUUGAUUAGCAGCAGCAGAAUAAUCAGGUAGCGUGAGGGGCAGCAUGUGAGCGGGGGGCCUGACGCCGGUCGCUGUGUGUGAGGCAUGCAGCCCAAGCAGCUCGUGGCGGGGUAGGGGAGCAGGUGGAUGGAGGUAAUUGGCAGCACCGAGCCCAUAGUCACGUCUCCUCUCUCCUGCCUCAGAUACACCAGCUGCUAAGGUAGCGUGAGUUUCUCUCCUGGUUUCUGCCCCCAGCUCUCCCAUGUUUCCCUCCCCGACAGCAUAUCCCACUAAAAAUGGCGGCUAUUGAUCUCCUCUAAUUAGGAACCAGAACAAGAGCAUGCAGGUUAUCGACAGCGCUGCGUGAUUUAAUAUCAGUCAGCGUUUUUUUAACUUACACCACUUUGGCUGCUUCAUGUUAUUUUAACACACACAUCAUACAUAAAAGUGUGUGUUUAGGCAUCUCUGUGAUUUUCUGUGUGCAGACGAGUUACAAGUGAAAUACAACAGUCGCAUUUAAUUCAGAGGAAGUUUCAGAACUUUUGGUUGUGCACUGAUAAGUUUAAGAUUAAAAGAGUCAUGUGCUUUGAGGACAUUAAAACAAGAGCCGAUCUGGAUAGGUUUUUUUUUCCCAACCAUAACCCUAGUUUUCAUAUUUUGGGGAUUAAUGAGGAGUUGAUACAAAGAGGUGUUUUUUUGGGGGGUAAAAUGCGACAGUUUGAAGUUUAUAGAUCUACAUGUAACCAACAUAUAAUACUCACUCAAAUUAAAAGUCAGAUUUUAUUUCAAGUCAAGUAUUUUAUUGUAGUUUUAUUUAUAAACCAAAGUAUUCGAGCUUCUUUUCCACCAAUAUUUUAUGGCAGGACAAACCCUUCAGUCUUUUUUAAGCUUUCAUUUACAUCCUCCACAACAUCAGGACUUAAACUUGUAUUUAAUUGUUAUUCAGAGCGCUGCAUUAGUUAGCUCAUUGGUGCACAUGCAAAUUUUUGAUCCCUGCAGCCUCUGUCUUGUUGUGCUCAUUCGGUCCCUUGGCUUUUCAGACACACACAGAUACAAAUAUCCGCCUCCUCCUGCUCCUCUCCUCGCUCUUCUAUCUUCUCCUCCUCCUCUCUCUUCUCUUCUCCUCCUGCAUGUCUUCUUGCUGCCGUCACACGUAUCAAUUGGUGUGAAAAGCUUUAAAAACAGACAUUUAAACCCCUAAAACAUGUUAGAAAAGGUCUCAGGUUUACUCUCACAGAAUUCCCCUUUUAAAGGACAGAUGUGUGGUGUCUCCUUUAUGGUGAGUAAUGUCGUUAAUUCCCGCAGUAAUGACCAGAAGGAUGAUUGAGAACUGUGCGGCUCUGCUGCAGGUCGAUUCUUGGAGCAUUAUAAAGUGUGGAGCUGAUUACUAAUUAAGCCUUUAGUGAUUGUACCUAAAAUCUAACAUUACCCCUGACCUCUACUCUAAAUCAUCUCUGAAAUACAUAUAUAAAGUUUUGAAGGUUGCCGCUUUAAUUCCAGAUUCAUUAUAUUUAAAUCUGCAGUCUUGGCUGUGGUGAUUGUUCUCUAAAUUUGAAAAGCUGUUGUGAAUCAGCGGAGGUGUAUCUCUUAGCUUCCAGUUAAAGCAGGACAAAUAUUAUGUCAGGCUUUCCUGUGAAAAAAAAAAAGAAAGAAGGAGAAGAAGAAGAAGUGUGGAGACUGAAACAAGAGACGAGGGGGGCGAAAAAUUUCAAAGGCUGAAGAGAUGAAGAAAUCCAUAACCUUGUUCUGAGUCUGAAACAACAGGACACCGAGUCUGCAGCCGGUGAUAUCAGAAAACUUUCUGCUCCAACUUUUUUUUUCACCCCCAGAAAUAAUAAACUUGAAUAUCCUGCAGAAAAGCUCAGCUCAGAGCAGACUCUCUCCCUGUUGUUUUAUUCAAUACUGUUCGUUUUGUUCCUGUUGUACCUGCAGCCUUUUGUCUUCUCCUGGUGGAGGUAGAAACAUGCAGCACGUCCUGUCACGUAAAAGUUCGAGAGCACAGCUGCUUUCACAGAUUGUUUUCCCCGUGUGCUGCAUUAAUCUUCCUCCACAGCUGCUUGAAUUGAUUGCUGUUUGAUGUAAUUGUCCUUUGCAGCUUAAGAAGCUGGUGUAUGUGUACCUGGUGAGGUACGCAGAGGAGCAGCAGGACUUAGCUUUGCUGUCCAUCAGCACCUUCCAGCGGGCCUUAAAGGUAACAUUUCUUCCUCUUUCCUUCAUUUUGACUUCACAGUAAUCUGAAUUUGUGAAAUCAUCGCUUCAGACUGCUACAAAAAGUGUUUUCCUUGUAUCUCUGCCACAGGACCCGAAUCAGUUCAUCAGGGCCAGCGCACUCAGAGUUUUGUCCAGCAUUCGGGUCCCUAUAAUCGUCCCCAUCAUGAUGUUGGCCAUCAAAGAGGCAGCAGCUGACCUGUCCCCGUAUGUCAGGAAGACAUCGGCCCACGCUAUCCAGAAGCUCUACAGGUACAAGUCAUGUUUUUGGCAUAAAGCGGUCACCUUUCUCUUCUUUUUCCUUAUUAUCCUUAAAAGGCUGGUGUGGUUUAAAUAGCAGAUCAGUCUUACAGUGAACUUGGCAACAGUGAAGAAGGCUUCUUGAGAGCUAGCCAAUGAGUAGGAAGUGGGUCUUAAACACCACUCUUUGAAGUGCUUUAUUUGAGAAAAAUAGAAACUGAGUUAAAAUAGGGCUUGGCGAUAGACCGAAAAUUUACCAAUACCGGAAUUUACGACAAUAAUCAACGUCAUUUUUGCCCAUAUCGGUAUAUUCAGUGUCAAAAAAUGAAUAAAUAAAAGUUGGUUUUGGAUGUGUGUAGGUAGGCUUUGGUCUCAUGUCCCUUUAAGACGUUGACCUACGUCAGACGUGACUCCACCCCAUCUAGUCCACAACAAAGAGGGAAAGACAGGUGAGGAGAUGGAGCACGGUUCAAAAGUCGUAGCAACUGGAGCGGCGGCUGAAGUAGACGAAGUUAAAGUGGGAGGGGGUGAGCAGCUUGUGGAGUAGUUAUCGUCCAUUUAUGGUUAUCGAGGUGAACUGCUCAAUAUAUCGUGAUGAUAAUUUAAGGCCAUAUCGCCCAGCUCUAAGUUGAAAGGAUUUGCAAACAUAUGUUAUGCUAAAUUUAAGCAAAAAGGCCGUAACAAGGAACUGGCUGAGGGCUGAGGCACCAAAGGUGGAAGACUGGUACAGUGUCAUUAUGGAGUAAAUGACCUUUUCUCUCAGAGCGCAGCGGGAAAGUUUGAAGUUGUGCGGAAAAACUGGAUCGAGUUUAUUGCAACAAUUAGACCUGAUUUUAAUUGAGGAUAGAUGAAAACAAAAUGUACCUCCUGCAGAUACCCUCAGUUCAUAGCUACAAAAUUAAAAUUAUUAUUAUUAUAUGUUUGUGUAAUUUGUUCCUCUGUUUUACAUCAAUGUCUUCUUUUUCUUUCUUUUUACUUUUGGCUAGUGCCUUGUAUUUUCAUUUUGUGUAAAAAAUGUUGGUCAUAAUUUUUAGAGAGGUGAAAAGGGAAGCGUGGGCAAAAUUUAGAUGUUACAUGUAAUGAAAUGAGAUUUAAAAAAAAAGAGACUCCAGCUUGACAUAACAAGAGUUUAUUUAGUUGAGCAUAAUGAGCAUAAUGUCCUCUUUUUGAUUAGGACAUCAUUUAAAACAUCAAAUGAUGGCAGAUAGUUCUCAAAAAGUCUGCUUACUUUUCUCUGUAUGUGUUUACACGAAGAUCAAAAAAGGAGAAAGCGAUUACCGUGCUCUUACUAUAAGGGAACUUCAGAAGAUUAAGACAGAAAAAGAAAACAUUAAAGUCAUUAUCAUUCAAAUUAUAUAUACAGAGUGUGUGUAGUGGAAGAGCUGGAUGGAAAUCUGCAGAGUUAACUGUAAAGACAGUUUAUUCAGGACUGAGUUUAAAGUGUUUGAAACCUUUGACCCCUAUAAAGUGAACUCGACUGUAUUUAGAGCAGUGAUUGGACUGACCUGACUGACCUGACUCACUGUACACUCUCACACACACACUCACAGGCACCUCUGUAUUCUGAGCACAGAGACGAGGACAUAAUCUAAUUUGUGAGUCCAUCAAGUUUUCAUGUCCUGUGAAUUAUCACCACUGUGUCUCUGUCUGUCUGUCUCCGUGUCGUCCUCAGCCUGGAUCCAGACCAGAAAGAGCAGCUGAUCGAGGUGAUCGAGAAACUCUUAAAGGACAAGAGCACGGUGAGUACAGCACCGAGCAUGCUAAAACAUUCACACCACUGGAGGGCGCCCCAGUCAAGCAAUUCCCCCCUCUGCUCUCCAUCCCACAGCUCAUUCGGCAAUGCCACGGUUUGUUAACACCCACUUAAACCCACACAUCUUCAGAUGCUCCUUGUUAAGUGUCCAUUUGGAGGGAAUUUUCGCACUGAUGCUAGUGUCAGCCUAAUUUUCUCAAAGGCCAACUUCUCCUCUUUUUUUUCCCUUUAAAAUGGACCGUAAAUGAGUUGGACUCUCAAACUCUGUGUUUAGACCAGGAACAGACACAAACGCAGGCAGUGCAUUAGAAGUCAGCAGGCAGCGCAUUAAUUUGAAGAGGUCACACUGAAUACUAAAGGGGCUUAAAUGGCAAUUUCAAAUAUUUAGACGUUGGCCGCAGAAUGCAGAGUGUGUUGUGUUUGUAUGUGCGUGCCUAGUCGUGUGAUUAUGUAUUCAUAGCAUUUACCUUUUUGUUAUACAAACAAAACAAAGCGGCUAAGGCCAAGAGGGGGAUGGAAAGCCCAGGACCAGAUGCAUAGCAUAUUUAGCCCCGGACGCUAACGAAGACAGAUGACUUCUCCCCCAUUUGGAGCUCACAUAGUGAGGCUGGGGACGGAGGGAGAGGGCACUAUCAUCACACAGAUACACAAGCACUAUCAGCGGCUGAUGAAUGGUGGAAAGCCCGAACACAGCGGACACUUAGCAGCAGCCCAGCCAUGCAUUUUGAUGUACCAUGAUGGCACAGUGAAGCAUUUAGGAGUCGGAGAAUGAUGGCUGCUCUUCUUGUUAUUUUAUCAUCAUGGCGGUAUUCCUGCAGUGAGGAGGUGUGAUAGUUGUGUAAGUGCCGUCAGAGGCUCUCAGUGUGUCACUGAGUAUGAACUAAUGGUCCAAUGCAAAGGGGGGCUUCUCAGACUUCACACAUAAUGCUCAAUUUAGGAGUCACCAUGAAGAUAAGAGUUUUAUUUUAGCUUAAAGCUCCAGUGGGGAACUUUCACUUUGUCGACAUCACACCCCCUGUACACAGGACAGGCUUUUCUCAUCUCGUUUCUGUUUGUCUUCGUUUAAAAAAAGGAAUUUUUCUGACCUUUUACAGUCAAAUGUGUCAUUUAUCCUGCAUAUUUUAGUGAAAGUCAUGAAAUCUACUGACACCUAGGGCUGGCCGAUAUGGCCUCAAAUCAAUAUCACGAUAUAUUGAGCAGUUCACCUCAAUAACGAUAAAUGGACAAUAACUACUUCACAAGCUGCUCACCCCCUCCCACAUCAACUUUGUCUUAAAGGGACAUGAGACCAAAGCCUACCUACACACAUCUAAAACCAACUUCUACUUAUUUAUUUAUUUGACACCAACUAUACCAAUAUGGGCUAAAUGACGUUGGUUAUUGUCGUACUUUUCAGUAUCGGUAAAUUUUUGGUUUUUCGCCCAGCCCUACUGACACCUACCCCCCAGCACCAUUUUCAGCCUUUACAAAUGAUGAUAUAAAAAUCUUCAGUCUUGUCGCUAAUGAAGGUUCACAUUUGUAACUAAAAUCUAUGAGAGAAGUCAAGUUUGAAUCAGGGCUUCAAAAUAAAAGCAUAGAUUGGCAAUGUGAGACAGGAAAAAUAUCAAAAUAAAAGCAUAAUAAAUGGUUGUUUAAUGUGGGGCUGUCUCGAUACAAUAUUGAUAUCACAUAUUGGUCCGAUAUCAGCCAAAAAACAAAUAUCUGAUUAUAUUGGCCUGCAUCUAAAAUCUCCGAUAUCAGCACUCUGGUAAAAGCAGUCCAUUCCAGACUCCACUCCGACACCUCUAGCUAGCAGCGCCUAGAUCCAGCAUGUAGAGGCCACGUGAUCACAACAACAGUGUGUACAGUUGUUGUUAGUAAGAGUGAUGUUGGCCGGGUGGCAGUAUUUCUCAUUUCAAGUCUGAAAAAGACAUUGCAGCUAAGUGCAAAACUUGACAUGCACAAGUUUGUGCCAAUAUCUGAUUAAUAUCGGUAUCGGCCGAUACUGAAGGCUACAAUAUCGGUAUCUUAUAGGAAGUAAAAAAUGUUGUAUCGGGACACCCCUAGUUUUAUGGCUCUCUAUUCGAGAGAGACGAUGACAUUUAAGGUAACUUUACUUCUUAGUUAGGUUUAUGAUUAAAACAGUGAAACUUUUAGUGAAUAUGCUCAUCAGAUAUGUUUAGAUUUUAAUGCUGUUACAGUCAUAGCGGCUAUAAACUGACACCGUCGUGAUAUCAGGAAAUGAAGUGAAAAUCAAAAGAUUCAUGGAGGCAGAGAGGAUUUGUUCUCACUUGUUGUGGAUAAUUCUGAAAAUGAACGUCGAAUUCCUCAAACUCAGCCUGUUGGAGGAAUGCAUGUCUUACUUUGUGUCAUGUGGGAACAGUUUCAUAGAGAGUCUGUCUUCUUGUUAUUGUCUUAUAAUAAAAACAAAACAUGCUUUCAGUCGAGGUUCUUGGCUCAUCAUCUUGUCUUCAUCUCCUGCGUUUGAACCUGUCAAUGUCGUAGCUUUCUGUAAAAGCUCCAUCGUCUCUGCGUCUUCCCCCAUUCUCCUCCAUCUUUAGGUUUUUCUCUUCCUGACGUUAUUGAACCAGUUUAACUCAGAUUCAUUUGGCUAAACGCUCUUUAGCUGAUGUCAGUGAGCCGCGAGAAGAAGGAAACAUUUGCUUAUUGUUCCAGGCUGUGUGGGUGUCCAGGCCGCUCUUGACGUUUACCUUUACAGAUGUACCUGUUUGGUUAAACGGCUGUGACACACAGAGGGAUGGUGGGUGGGGAGGGGGGGGUUUAAGGGCAGGGGGGCUCCUGAUAGGAGAGAUGGUUUAAGGAGAAAAUGGGAAGGCCUGAUGACAGAGACAACAUACGAGUUUGUGCAGCUGUUUUACCGUGAUGGAUCUAUUAUCCAGCCAUUACAAGAUAAAUGAUCGAUCCCUCCCAUCCUCCCUCCCCGGUGCACCUUCUGCAAAAUUGAAAUGAGAGCGGAAAGGCGGGGCAGGGGGAGGAGAGAAAGGAGGAGGAGGGGGGCGCUAUGAUUAGGGGCGAGGUGAGAUGCCCAUUAAUUUAAGAGAAAAAGGAGGGAGGAGGAAAGAGGAGCAAGGGAAGGGAGGAUAGGCCGACCCCACACCAGGCCAUCAAUCAAAAAGGCGCACGUUGUCUCUGGCGUGAUGACCCAGCACUCUCUGCCUCUCUGGCACCCUAAUUAGAAUUCAUAGCAAAAUAGAUGCAAGGAAACGGUUUGGGCCCUUCAUAAUUUUAUAGGAAAUUUAUUGUUAUUAGAAGAACCAUUUGCUUAGUGUGAUUUUUCCAUUACCGGCUUGUCACGCAGGGUAGAUAAUAUGGUCGAGGAGGGGGAGGGGAGGGGUAUGAACUCCAUAGAUUGGGGUGUCAGUUUUGUUGAUGGUGCAUGUAGUUUACCUUGGAGCGUGUGUCUAAUGGGGGAAGUUGGGGGAGAAUGCACAAAGCCAUGCUAAGAGGAUACCGAGCUGCCUGUAAUAGCCUUGGAGACAGGAGAGGCUGAUGGGGUGUGUGUGUGUGUGUGUGUGUGUGUGUGUGUGUUGUGUGCAAAAAUACACAUCAAUAAAAACUGCAAGUAUCCAAUACUGUAUGUUCUUACUGACCUCUGUGAGCAGCUUUAUCCAUACUGUAAUGUGUCGCCAAAUCUGUUUGAAGAGUUUUCAUGAAAGCGUCUUUGUUGUUGGUUAUUGUAAAACUUCAGUUAAUAAAGAUGAAACCCUCAAUCUAGGGCUGCACGAUUUUGGCCAAAAAAAAAAUCAAUUUUUGUUUCUCUGAAAACUCGAUUUUCGAUUUUGAUUUUUUUUUCAGUGACAACUUCACCAAACUUCACUUGAAAAAUAAAAAGUUUUUCUAUCAUCUCUCAAAACGAAACCACUGAAAACGAUGUAGUGCAUAUGCCAAGCCAGUAAGUGGGGCUGUAAUGCUGCACGGGAAAUGCAAAAAAGACAGAAGAAGAGUACAGAGCAUGUGUAUAAAGGUUUUUCUGGCCGGACACGCACAGGCGCCAUAAAAGAGUUACGCUGUGUGUCACAUGUCGCAAUUAUUUAUUAACAUUUGGCAUAUUGAAAAAAUAAAAUAAAAAAUCGAGGAUUGUUAGGGUGAUUUUCUUUAGCCACUCAUGUCAGCCUUUAGGGUUGUGGAGCUGUGUCACUCAAAUACCUUGGAUUCUUUGGUGCUAGAUUUCUGGAGCCAUGGGCCUCCGAUAACUAUCCCCAACAAGGACCUUGUAUGCCUGUUUAACAUCACUCAGGCUCCCAAAAUAUAUUGUGCUUUUUUGUUACCCUACAUGGACUCUCCUUCAGGUCAACAAGAUGCAAGCGGAAUGUUUGGAAACCUGGAUGGGUAUAUAUACACUUUAACAGUCUCAGACCAAUUUUUGUUACACUUGUUGCAUGAUGAAGCCGUAACCCAGAUCUGCAACCAGUAAAGCUUGUCAAAAUGAUAAUUCAUGUGGACCUUCCAUUCUUUAAAGUAUGAACAUGGGCGAGGCAUCCUCACGGUUCUUGACGGGAAAAGCGCUCUGUGUGUGGUCCACUUAUGUCUUCUGAUCAUGUGGGAAUGAGGAUUUCAUGCACUUACUGUUCCAAACAUAUUCAGUUUGGUCAGAAAUUUUCGUCCCGUACCGAAACGGUUCAGUAUGAACCAUUUGUGUAGACCCAAAGUCCUCUCCAAAAAACUCUCUAGCUCCUGAGUCCCACACCUCUCUGGAAAGCCAUGGAAGUGAUUUGUGUUUGCUCAAUCCUUCUCAAAAUCAUCAUUUCACUCUAAAUUUCCUAACCUCAAUAAAGACAUCCUUCAUUCCUGAGGAGAUGGUCUUGUUCCCCUAUCAGCAUUGUCAUGUGGAUGUCUGCUGGAUCCACCAAACUGGCAUCACAAGUAAAUACCUCAGGUGGGUCUACCUGUUCCUCCAGUUUGAUAUAAAAUCUACUUCUUCAACCCUCCUGUAAAAUCUGUUCAUAAAGUCCAGAUCUGUCAGUCUGAAUCUGCGGACAGCAUCCACACACACACACACACACACACACACACACACACACACACACACACAUGUUCUCACACACAAUCAAUGCAGGCUCAUGACAAUGCUGAUGGGUAAAUGCAGCGGGUUCCCACAGGGGCCACCAGGGGCCAGAAGGCUUUAAUUGGGAAGACCAGAUUCUGCUCCCCUCCUCUUCUUCGUCUUCUUCACCCUCGCCUGCCCAUGAUAAUGCUGUUUGCAUAUUAAUACACCGCCAUGUCACUCACUCGGUCUCUCAAUCCGUCAGCGAGCCAGCAGGCAGUAGGAUUGUGGGAGAGGAGAGGAGGGGGGAGGUGAGGGGGGGCGGCAGCAUGCAAGAGCCAAAUGGGUUUUUUCCUUUUACCAAUCAAACAGGUUUGAUUAUUGGCUCCUUCAGCUGCGGCUGCCUCCUUCUUGUCCUCUUUUCCCCGUAAAUUGAAACUAAAAUGAGUUUUGUACCUGAGAAAGAAAAAUAUCAUUUACACAGAAACACUCUGAGUGAUUGAUUUUUAUCACGGGGUUCUUUAAAACGAGUCGUUUAAAAGUUAAAACUCAAACAUUUUCCUUCUAAUUAUCAGCUGAGUACAUAAGCGCUGAUCUGUGAGUGUGAUAAUCAAACUGUUGUGUUUUUUUAAGUACAAUUAUAGAGUGGUUGUAUCUGUUUAGCAGCAGUUUAUUUCCCCACAGUCUGAAAAUAACCUCUUUUAUGAGUAAAAGUGUCAGCCAGCGGAAAAUCUUUCAAACUUCAAUUAAGAGAAACACGAAGAAACGUCUUUUCCCUCAUGAAUUCGCUUCUUUCCUCUCUCUCUUUCUCCUUCACCUCUUGGUUCUUAGCUCGUAGCCGGCAGCGUGGUUAUGGCUUUCGAGGAGGUGUGCCCCGAUCGUAUUGACCUAAUCCACAAAAACUACAGGAAGCUGUGUAACCUGCUGGUGGACGUGGAGGAGUGGGGACAGGUGGUCAUCAUCUCCAUGCUGACACGCUACGCCAGGACACAGUUUACAAGCCCCUGGAAGGAGGUGAGGCGUUACUGCCCUUAUGACCAAAACCAAUAACAGAUACAGAGCAGCAACAUCUAAUAGUCUGUUAGGAGAAUCGCAGACACGUCAUGUGGAGAUACACACCAGAAAACGAGACCUGCUCAUUCCAGAUAUAAGCCAAUCGUGGUUUUAUCAGGUUAUACAGUGCUCAGCAUAAAUGAGUACGCCCUCUCAGAGUUGUCAGAAAACCUUUAGUUUACUUUCAAAAUCAACAUUUUCUAUGUCAGACUAUACAACAAAACACUCCCCCAAAUGUAGGCCAGUGAUUGCAAACAAGAUUUUUAAAGUUGCACACAAAAAAAGUAUUUUUUUCAAUUUAAAAUCAGGAUGCAAAAAUGAGUACACCCCAAUCAAAGUUCUGGGAGCAAAGCUAAAUUUUAGUUAUAGUGUCACCUUUAUUUUCAUCUAAUGGUAAAUAAAAUGUGAUGUUAAACUCAGCUUUGUCAAAACUUUGGAAAUUGUACUUUUGCUCAUCUAGAUAUUGAGUAAUACAUUACUUUUAAAAGGGGAUGUACUGACUUAUGCUGGGCACUGUCUGUGGGCUGAGACUUUAAAGCUCCUGUGAGGGACUUCUGUCAUAGUAACCAGUCAAAAAAUUACCACAGGAGCUUUAAUGUAAAUAACAGGGUAACAGGGUCUUAAAAAAUCUCAAAAUAUCUUGAAUCCAGUCAUUUAAAUGGAAGGUCUCAAAAUGUCUAAAAUUCUCUUAAAAUCUCAUAAAAUGUCUUAAAGUACUACUCCAUUGUAUUUUUUUUACUACUUAAAGUGUUCUCAGUGGUCUUUAAAUUGUAAUUAUGAAAUUAUUUGCCAAAAUCAUGUUACCUGUGUCAGUUUCAAGGGCUUUUCUUCUGCAGAGCUCCAGUAGCUCAUUAGCAAUCUCUGAGUCGUGGGCAGAGACAGCGCUGCUCUGCACACUUGUCUUUGCGUUAGCUUGUAGCCUAACAUUGCUGGUGUAGUAGAAGAAGCAGGUAACAGCUAUUCAGCUCUCAGACACUAAUGUCUUUAGGGACACGAUGAAAGCUUAUGUCAUAAUUAGCUUUCUUAUGAGUAUUGCAAACCGCUAACACACACGAUUGUUCCAUGAUUGUCUUCUUCAAGUCUGGGGCCAGAGCUUGGAUUUGUGAUGUAAGAAAUCUCACUAAAUCUGAGCCUGCUGUUUGGGUCUGCCAGAAAUUCACAGCGACUUGAAUGCAGAAAUACACAGAAAUGCAAUUCUGGUCUUAUUUUUCUCAUGAUAUGUCCUCUAGCAUCAGAAAAAUGUCAUAUGAACAUGUAGACAACAAGAAAAACAGGAUUUUCAUCGGAGUGGGUCUUUUAAAAAUGAUUUUGAAAGGUCUUUAAAAACGUAUCGAUGUUACUUACAAAUAAAGAUUUAUUUGAAAUAAUGUUAAACGUUUCGAUUUCCCUUCAUAUGGAUGUUAAUUGGGUCUUAAAUAUUCAUUACGGUCUUUGAAAAGUCUUAAAUUUGACUUGUUGAAACCUGCAGAGACCCUGAAAUUAUGUGUGUUUAUUUUUAUUUGUGAUGAGUUUUACGGUUUGUGUUUCAGGGUGCCAUGUGUGAUGAGAACAGUGACAAGGCAUUUUAUGAAUCGGACUCCGAGGAGAAGAAAGACGAGAAGGAGGACAAACCGUAUGUCAUGGAUCCAGAUCACAGACUGCUGCUCAGGAACACCAAACCCCUGCUGCAGAGCAGGAACACUGCCGUGAGUGAUCGGGACUCCACACACAGACAGAAGUUACUGAAUACAAGACCAGACAUGUUACAUAUUGUUGUUUUAGUACCUUUUCAAUAAACUUGUGACAUUUAAACGAGUCCUUGACAAAUCAGAAAGUGCAAUCAGGAAAAUCAUCUUCUAUCUAGUCUAACCAUCCUGAUGAGGGACUCUUUGUGGGGUCGAGUUGUGUUCUUGGUACCCCUAGUUCCUGGGGAAGUUUCCUGGGGAAGCGGAAACAUGUUAAUAACCUGUUUUAUUUCAGGAGCAGAAUCCGCCCAUGAUUGAAAUAAACACUCGUACCUGAGGUCCAUAAACAUUGAUUAAGACUCCUCCGCUCAAAUCUUCUCUUCACGUCGGCACCAUCUGUUCUAAAAACACACCCUUUUCACACGAGUACAACUUGCAAACCUUGACACACAAAACAAAGAAGCUAUCAGAACAUGCUCACAAACCUGUCAUGGUGCACCCUCCCUGAGAUCGUAGAAAAAAAAAAAACCCUCUAGUGAGCGCAGAUCUCCAUCACCCAGGAGCCUCAAGGUCUCUGUCAGUGUGCAGCAGCAGGAGGAAAAAUGCUCCCAAAUGAAAGUGUUGAUUAAAAUGUGACAUGCUGUGCCUUUACACGCGACAACACAGUGACAUCCUCCAUCUUCAUAGACGUCUGAACCCCUCCCUGUUCUGCCAGUGAGGAUGGACACACGUCUGCCUGCUAUUUAAAGCCCUGCUGAAAAAUUACCUCUGUGGAGUCGUGUUACGAGAGCUUUUGUAGAGUGAAAAACACACAUAGAGGAGUUGAGUUCAGGUAAACAGAAGGAGAGGGCAGCAGGGUGAGUGGAGAGCAGAAGAUAUAAUAUUCAAGCAUUUGAGUGUGUGACAACUCAUAAAAUCACUGAAAAGUUAUGCUUUUUAGAAGAAGUAGGGAGCAGAUACUGGUGGUGAAGGACUACAACAAACAAAACAACAAGAAACGAGUAAAAUCAGAUCUAUGACACAGAAGCCAAUUUGUGGUAUUUACAUUUAAGCAUAAGAUAGAUAGGUACUAGUUUCAAGUUAUAGAAUUAAUAUGGUUUGACUUAGACUUGAAAAUUGCUGGAGGAUGUGUUUGCUGCCAGCCUUUAUCCUGAUUUUAGCGAGGUGCUAGGUUUUCUACCCAAGUAUAAACAAGAGGUGUUAUUUAGUGCAUGAACAUCUCAAUAACAGAAUAAAUAUCACACUAAUUAGGUAUAUUCUUGUACUAGAAAUGCUAUUGUUCCUGAACAAAAUCUAUUGACUAAUUAUUCCGGCAGUUUUUAUUUUUUGUUUAUUAAUCUUUAGCUAUAUUUUUAUUGAAGUUUUUUGUUUUUACAACAAUAAAAAAACACCUGAAAAAGAAAACGGGUCAUCAGGGUAAAUACAAUACAGUUUAUUUUUUCAAUAAUGUUAAAUUGGGUUGCUUUUUUUUCAAUGUCAGGGUAUUAACAUUAAUAGUCCAUCAGAUAUUCCAAAUUGAUGUGUGUCAAAAGCAUGAUUUUCACAAAAUGUUUACAGGUAGACCAAUCAUUGUACUCAAUUUAGUCACCAAAAUAAUUCCAGCAUUUUAACUUCACUUACAUGUUAACUUAUACUCCAAACGUUUUACAUGGUUUGAAAAUAAGCUGGAGUUUGUUCACUGCCCAGAGACGUAAAACAGUUUAUUUCUGUUUCAAAAGAGUCCUUUAAAAACGGAUUCAUUUCAGGAAAUAUCCGCGUAAACACAAAACAGCUGAAACGACUUGGGCUAGUAUUCAAACGAUAUAGUGCAUAUGUCAAGUCAGUGAGUGGUGCUGCACCAAAAGACAGAAGAAGAGUAUAGAGCACGCGUUAUUAAGUUGUUUAGGCUGUACAAGAGUUGGCACCUUAAGACAGUCACGCUCAUAGGCUGUAUAAAGAAUGGACAGCGUCUGCCUCCUUGCUGGGUGAAGCCACUCUGAGAACAGCACCCUCUGUUGAUGGGCUGCAGUAUAGGUCAUAAAUCCCGCCUCUGCCAGCAAAGCUUAUGGGGCUGUGGACAAACUUUAGGAAUUUAAUACACAGAACAUAAAUUUUUCUCCCCCCUGCUUGUGAUGUUGACAUGUAGUUACAGUAAGACUGGUUUGUGCGCAAGUCCUCUUUUUUCUGUGAAGCUCCAUUUUUAAAAGUUAUUAGGGGGUUCAUGUUUUCUAUGAUUGACACCUGAUACAGCCUAUGAGCAUUCAGGGAAUGCGUAGCUCACCCAGAGAUAUGCUGUUUGAGCCGAGCGUCAUCGCAGGGACUCUCUGCGACUCUCUCAUCGAAUGUGCACAAUGCUACUGCGCAAUGUUGGUUUCAGGAAAUGAGGAAAAAUCCCGGAAAUACAGAGAGCUUUUUGGCUUCAAAUCCGUAUACAGGCGGGAGGCAGAACCAAGUUGUCCAUAGUAUAUACAGUCUAUGGUUACGCUAUGUGUGAUGUAAUCGUUUCAAGAAAGAUGUGCAUCGGCAUCCACACAGAGAUGAAACGGAAGUCUUGAUUUAUGUACUCUCUGACCUGUUUUCAAAAAGUUUUGCUUACAGUUACCUGAAUCACCUUCUCUGUGUGGAUGUAAUGCGAAUAUAAAAAAAAUUGCGUUUACUCCUGAAUUUGUUUCACAUUUAAGUUCCACAAUCACAACACCAUAAAACCAAGAUUAUAAACCAAAUUAUAUUUUCAUGUAUUUCUUCAGGUGGUGAUGUCAGUCGCUCAGCUCUACUGGCACUUAGCCCCUAAACAUGAAGUCAGCAUCGUCACGAAGUCCUUGGUUCGACUGCUGAGGAGUCACAGGUAAUGCAGAGAGUCAUCUGUGUUUCCUGCAAUGAAAGCUCGUACUUCCUUUCUAUCAAGUGUUCUAUCCAUGUUCAUGUCAUGACCUGAUGUUUGCUGUCUCUUCUGUACAGAGAGGUUCAGUACAUAGUGCUGCAGAAUAUCGCCACAAUGUCCAUUCAGAGGAAGGUGAGUCUGAAGACCGACAGCUCAAAGAUGAUGGUGUUGAUACGUGUUAUUAAUGACUCUAACUAUCCCAAAACAGGGCAUGUUUGAGCCUUUCAUGAAGAGCUUCUAUGUGAGAUCGACAGAUGCCACACAUAUCAAAACGCUGAAGGUAAGUUAGGUCCAUACUGAACAAACAAAGUUACAGUUUUUAUAAGAAAGUCUGGGAAUCUAUUUAGGAGGAUUUAAAGUCUGUAAAACUGGUUAACAGGAAAAUAAGACACACAAAAGUGGGUCAGUUAUGAAGUUAUGCAUAAAAAAAUGCACCUGCAUGUGAGAUAGGUGAACCUUUUACCCCAACAGAAGGGUGCCAAAAAACCAGGACUGUACUGACCGGUUAUUUUGGUUCCUGUGCGGGACCAAGCUGAUUUCGACUGCCAGUUUUCUUCACCCUUACAUGAACUUUAACUUCUACUCUUCCUUUCUUCUUAUAGUUGGAGAUCCUGACCAACCUGGCUAACGAAGCAAACAUCUCCACCAUCCUGAGGGAAUUCCAGGUUUGUGGUUUUACUCAAAAUCCUAACAGUGAAAGGUUGGUAUCUGUUUAAAGCUUCGAGGGCUCACACUUUGGUCCUGUUGACAGACCUACGUGAAGAGCCAGGAUAAGGCGUUCGCAGCAGCCACCAUUCAGGCCAUCGGCAGGUGUGCAACCAACAUCUCAGAGGUGACGGACACGUGCCUCAACGGACUGGUGCUUCUGCUCUCCAACAGAGACGGUAAAUAUCGAUUACAGAUGUCAGACGAAGCGUCCAUGUGACCGUGUGUUUAACCCCACCCUCUUUUCUUCGCAGAGACGGUCGUCGCCGAGAGCGUGGUGGUGAUCAAGAAGCUGCUUCAGACUCAGCCCACGCAGCACUGCGAGAUCAUCAAACACAUGGCCAAGCUCUUCGACAACAUCACUGUAAGAAUCCCUCUGAUGGUUUUAGUGUUUACCGUGAAAGUUUUGAGUCGACGUAACAUUCAUACUAGAACUCUAACAUAAGACUUCUCUUUGUUUUCUCUUCAGGUCCCCAUGGCUCGAGCCAGCAUCCUGUGGCUGAUGGGAGAGUACUGCGAGAGGGUUCCCAAAAUCGCUCCCGAUGUCCUCCGUAAGAUGGCGAAGUCUUUCACGGCAGAGGAGGACAUUGUGAAGCUGCAGACGGUCAACCUGGCGGCCAAACUUUACCUCACCAACUCCAAGCAGGUGCGACAAAUCAGAUCCUGAUUAAAGGCCUCCAAGCAGUUAAACCCUUGAACGCAGUUAAAAUAUAGAUCUGCUAAUGAGACGUCUUUAAUGUAAUGGAGCGUCUGCAGGCUCAUUCAGUCAGAUGGGGUGAUUCUGGCUGAUUCUGAGCUGGUUUAUGAGCCCAAACGCUCUUCAAAUGAGCGCCAUUACACCUUUUGCUUCCCACACAUGUCUAGCUUCAUCCCCUCCACAAUCCGCGUAUUUGUUUGAUGAAAUACACACAGCUUUAUUCCCAAAUCACCAUCUUCAUUCUCCUCUAGACCAAGCUGCUGACCCAGUACAUCCUGAAUCUGGGGAAAUACGACCAAAACUACGACAUCAGGGACCGGACUCGCUUCAUACGACAGCUUAUAGUUCCCAACGAGAAGAGCGGUGCCCUCAACAAGUACGCUCGACGCAUCCUACUGGCCCCUAAGCCGGCCCCGGUGCUCGAGUCUGCCUUCAAAGGUACCUCAAAUAUCCUCUUAUCUUAUUUUGAAGAGAUUAAACUCACUAAACAAACUCAGCAUUCAAGAUUAGGAGCUAUUCCUCUCUGGUAAUUCAUCUAUUUCUCGUCCGUUGGCUCCAUUUGAAGAAGUAGAUUCAGGCAGCGGUUUUAUUAUUCAUCCGCUUCGUCUCUCUGAAGGGCAGUUAGGUCAGACCCCUUUACCUUGGACUAAUGAGAUGGGUAAAUAAUUGAGCUAAUGCUAACCUUUUUUCAGACACUCAGAGGGAGAGAAACUCUCUCAUUUAGCUGCCUCUCUCCCUCCUUGACAAAAGCGACAGAAACGGCCUCCUGCAGCAUUAAAAUUCAGAGGCAGUUUGCACUUACUGGAUGUUUAUGGAGAGCGUUAACCACCCCUGUCAUUCUUAAUAUUCGGCCUUUUUUUCGUCCGGCAAAGCAGAGAUUUUAGAGCACACCUCCCCAGGUGCACACACACACUGAUUAUCUCCCUGUGUGAGAAAAAAUGAAAUGAAAAGAGGUAUUAAAAGCUUUUGAGAUGAGGACCAGGAUGUGUAGUUCUCAUAUAGAAACAUUAGCUACAGGGGCCUUCAUUACAGGCGGGAGAAAGUCACUAUUUCUGAUUUAAAUGAGAUUGAUCUCAGAGUCUUAUUUUGUAAACUCACCGCUCAGGAGUUAAAAAGAAGUUCUUAGUUACUCUGAUUUUUAUCAUAUUUUUCCCUCUGAAACCUUUUCCCCUCUUUCAGAUCGAGACCGUUUCCAGCUGGGCACUCUGUCUCACAGCCUGAACACUAAAGCUACAGGAUACCAGGAGCUCUCAGACUGGCCCGAAGUCGCCCCAGACCAAUCAGUGAGGAACGUGGAGGUCAUUGAACCAGUAAGAAAACCGGCUUCGUGACGGUCUUUGUCAUUAUUUUACCGCAAACAUCCAAAAUCCUGAUUCAUCGUCUCAAAUCUCCAUCAGAUUUCACAGUUUAAGGAUUUAGUUCACAUAAAUAACACAGACUUUAACUCAGAUUGCACAUCUUUAUGUGCAGUAAAACAAAGAACAAAGCAGAAAAAUCAACAAACUUUAGUUGUAGUUCAUAAAUUACUGCAGAUUUAAUGAAAUGAAAAUCUGUGUUUAAGGCCAAACAAAUUUGGAUUAAGUAUUGUUUUGGUUUGUUGACUUUUUUAACUGCGUCUUAUUUAAGCAGUUAAGAGGUAAAAGGUAUUUUCUCUGUUUCUUUGUUGGCUUAUAUCGGCUGUAAUUGCAGGCGAAUUGAUUUGCUUUCUUCUUAUUGCGCACCUUUCAAACAAAAGUAUGUCGGAGUAAGUCACGGGGAUGACUCACAUCUGUUUAACCUGCUUUAAUGUAAGUCGCCUGUCUUUCUCUUACGUAGAUCAAAGAGUGGGCUCCUUUAGUUGGGAAGACGAAGAAAGCCAAAUCUGAUGAAAAGUUUUAUUCAGACGAAGAGGAGGACAAAGAGGAGGAAGGAUCUGAGAGCAGCGGCAGUGAGGACAGCAGCAGCAGCAGCAGCAGCAGUGAAGGUAUGUGGCUGUGUGUGUGUGUGUGUGUGUGUGUGUGUGUGUGUCUGUGUGUAUGUUUGACAGAGUGUGUGUUUUUUUUUUUUUCAAAUAAUCUUUAGAUAUUGGUAAAAUUUGUGUUUAUGUAGUUUAACUUGUAGAGAUUCCCUCACUGGUCAAUCCAGUGAUGUCUAAACUUACGAUUUAAUAAAAUACGGUACAAGAUAAUUCAAUAAGGUAAAAUACAAUAGGACGUAGUAUCACACUGUGUUGUUAAGAAUGAUACAGUAUAAUACAGUAUAGAUGAUUUGAUACGGUAUGAUACUGUAUUAUACAGUAUUUUACUGUAUGGUACAGUAUGAUAAAGUAUGAAGAAGUAUGAUACUGUAUUAAACUGUAUGAUACAGUAAAAUACAAUAUGAUGCUGUAAAAUACAUUAUGAUACUGUAUCAUACUGUAUAAUACCGUAAGAUACAGUAUCAUUCUGUAGUAUACAUUAUCAUUCUGUGUUAUACUGUAUUGUAUCAUAUCAUUUAUACUGUUUUAUACUGUAUACUACUGUUUCCUACUGUAUUAAACUGUACAAUAUGGUAUUAUACAGUAUUAAACAGUAUUAUACUGUAUCAUACUUGACCAUACAGUAUGAUACUGUAUCAAACAGCAUUAUCGUGUUACACUGUACCAUACAGUAUCUUACUGUAUAAUAUGGUAUGACAUAAUGUCAUAUUGUAUUACACUGUAUCAUCCUGGACCGUACAGUAUGAUACAGUAUAAUACAGGAUAAUACAGUAUGAUACAAUGGUAUACAAUAUGAUUCUGUAUUAUACUAUGUAAUACAGUUAGAUACUGUAUCAUACUGUAUGGUACAGUUUAAUACAUUAUGAUAUAGUAUCAUACUGUAUGGUCUAGUCUGAUACUGUAUAAUACUGUUUGAUACAGUAUCAUCUAGUAUGGUCCAGUAUGAUACAGUAUCAUACUGUUUGAUACAGUAUAUUACUGUAUGAUAAAGCAUUUUUGCACUAAUUUAAAUAGUUUUCAUGAGCUUUGGGCUCUUUUCUGGUUUGACUUGAAGUAGAUUUUAUUGUUUCCAUGUCCUCAUCUCCUGAUUUGUUUCUGUUGACUUCCCCUCAUCUUUGUCUUCAUACAGAGUCGGGCAGUGAGAGUGAGGAGGAAAGCAGUGAAGAGUCCGAGAAGACCUCCAGUGACUCUGGACAGAGCUCAAGCAGAUCUGAAAAGAGCUCCAGUGAGUCUGAAUCUGAAAAAAAGAAGAAGAGAAAGACCAAGAAAGCACCACAGAAGAAGAGCAAACCCUCCGCAACAGAGAGGUAAAUUGAAAUCCCUCCUGACUGUCAGACUCUGAAAGCCUCAUUUUUCUUCUCUCUGACUUUCUCUGUCCAGAUGUUUCCUGUUCCUUCCUCUUCUUCUCUUUCUGGUUUAGCUAAUUAAACAGGUGUGUGUGUGUUUGUGAGAGGCUUCACAGACAUAGUCAACACCAAAUGUGAUCAGUGCUGUGCUGCUUCAAUAAACUCAAACUCCCAUCUGUUCACUUCUUCAGCCACUUUUAUCAUCUACAUGACAGCCCACCUGCUGGCUCCACACCUUCUGUUCACUUCCAAAUCCUCCUCCCUGAACCCACAAACAUUUCACUUCAGUCUUUGUUUUUGCUGAAAAAAAUCUACAAUUGUGAUGAAUUCUGAUUUCAUGCUGGAUGAGUAUUUAUAUCUUUGGCACCAGCAGCAGGACUUUAAUCCGACCUGAGCAUCUCUGAAACUCAGAAAUAGUCAUAUCUGCGUGUGUUCCUUCUGCUUUAACAAAUCACAUCUGGUAAGAUUUACAGCUAAAUAAAGGCAUUUAACUAGACAACGUGGGGAAAGUUCUCCAAUCAAACCCUAAAGCGGUGCAUUUGCAGUUAAAAAAAAUCUUGAAUCAUCACAUGAAGACUUAGCUGUAAGUUAAGACCUUCUCACAGAGGAGAGAGAGGGAGAUCAGGAUCAGAAUACUUCCUUUAUCCUGUGGGAAAUUCAGGCAUUACAUUUGCACAAAUGAAGGAAAAUAGAAGCACGAAAGUGAUUAGGACAAAUAAGAAAUACUAAUGGUGAGUAAAAAGUACAGAAUAUUUGAAAUAAAGCUAUUUACAAAGCGCAGAGUGUUUAAGAAAUAAGCUACGAACAAGCAAAACCUGUUUGCAGCAUUGAACUGUAGGAUAUUGCGCAGUGCAACUUGAAUUGCAGUCUUAAAUUAUUAAAGUUUUGACUGGUUUAUGAACAGAUUGGGGAAGUUUGCAGAUACUGCACGAGAAAUAAGUCAAGGAGUCAUAAAGUUUGCUGGUCACGGGUAGGAACGACUUCCUGUGACGCUCUGUGGUGAAUUUAGGGGAAAUGAGUCUAACACUGAAUCUGCUCCUGAGGGUGGAGGAUGCUGUCAAGAUUACAUGUAGCUUUGACAACAUCCUCUUCUCUGUCAACGCCGUCACAGAGUCCAACCCCUAGGUACUUGUAGUCCUCCACAAUGUCCACACGGACCCCCUGGAUGGAAACAGAGGUCAGAGGGACAGAGAGAAGGAGAACUGGCUGUUUCUUUAUUUUGCUGUUUGACUGACGUCUUCCUGCUCACAGCAGUUUCAGGCGGUAAAAAUCAGGAUCUAAAAAAUUACCAAACUUGCUCCUAAUCAUCUUCCAUAAUAGGGCUGGGCGAUAAACUGAAAAUGUACAGAUACCAAAAUUUACGACAAUAGCGGACAUCAUUUGCCCAUAACGGUGUAUUCAGUGUCAAAAAAUUAAUAAAUCUAAGCUGGUUUUGGAUGUGUGUAGGUAGACUAUGGGCUCAUGUCCCUUUAAGACGCUGUCUAUGUCAGAGACGUGACUCCACCCCAUCCAGUCUGUAACAAAGAGGGAAAGACAGGUGAGGAGAUGGAGGACGGUUCAAAAGUGGUAGCGGCUGAAGCAGCGGUAGCAGUAGACAAAGUUAAUGUGGGAGGGGGUGAGCAGCUUGUGGAAUAGUUAUUGUUUUAUUUAUUGUUAUCAAGGUGAACUGCUCAAUAUAUCGUCAUAUUGAUUUGAGGCCAUAUCGCCCAGCCCUAUUCCAUGAACAUCUAAAAACUCAUCACAGGAGCUUUAGCAGCUGAAGAAAAAAGGAUUUUGACCAAAAAGCAGGAGGAAAUCUUUGGUUUCAAAGAGAAAAUGAACCCUCAUUCUGGCUUUCAUAUUUCUAUUGUUUAUGCACAUGCUCAGACACACACACACACACACACACACACGAACACACACAGAGGAGAGGAGAGGAGAGGCUGGCAGAGCUGCUGGAAUAUCGUUAGUGUGAGUUCCAUUAACAAUCUAAUCAAGGAGAAUUUUCCUCCUGUAGCGUAACCCACAUUUACAUGGCUAAUGGAUAAUGACUUCUGAUUGGUCAUUUAGCAGCCUGGUGUUACCAAUGAAUGAGAUUUGAGUCAUUACUGCAGAAUAUGCUCACGCACACACACGCACACACACACACACUGUAACACACACUCUAACACAGUGGCACAUUUACUUUCUUAUGCACUCUCCUUCAUUGGCUCACACACACACACACACACACAUUCAGAGUGUACCUGAUUUCUGUGUGUGACAGGCCGCCGGCUGACCCUGUUCUCUCCAUUAGAGAGAAUAAUUAGAGCAGCUCACCCCAGUGCUCAAACACACACACAAACAGGCACGCACACACAUACACACAGUAAUUAGAGCAGCUCACCCCAGUGCUUCCACAACAAACACAGCAUAAUGCCCUCAUUAUGGCCCAGUCAUUUCAGGCAGGGCCUAAUCAGGCCCACAGUGAUUUAUAUCACUUUUUCCUGUUCGCAGCAAAUGAAAUCUGUAGGCCAAAUUAAUACUGGCUUUUCAUCAUCGCCCAAGUUAAAAAGCCAGUUACCGUCACAAUUCCCCUCAUUAAUUUAACUGCUGAAAAUCCCAGGCAGGCGGAGUAAACACUCAUUAUCAGGACAAAUUGAAGAGGGACGGAGAGAGUGGAGGAGAGAGGAGAAAGAUGGAAGAAAUCGUCUUUUGACCGAAUGCAACAUUUGAUUAAUUUCACAAACAAAAACAGAUUGAUUGGUGUUGUUCUGACCGGGCCCGGCUCGAGCUCUCGGUAUCGGAGGAGAUUGAUAGUCCACGUCACUUCGCCUGGUAGUUAAGUCAAGAUGAGUCCAGUUUGUUUUACCUGAAAACUGAUUUUGAGGAUAAAUUAUGGGUUUGAAUUCUGCAGGAGAACCAGAUUCACAUCACUUGUUCUGUGUUGUUUAACUGAUGCAUGUCUUCCUCUCCUCGUGUGUUUCAGUGACUCGGAUGAAAACGGUAACGGUCCCGUUGCUCAGGCCAGCAGCUUGUCGGCUGAUAGCUCGUCGUCCGGCUCGGACUCAGACUCGGAGGGCGAGUCUGACUCGGAUUCUGUCACACCACAGAAGAAGAAGAGUGAAGCCAAGUCCAAACCCAAGGUGACAGUCAUGUUGAUUUGGUCAAAGAGGAACUUUUAGGCUUUUAUUGACCUCGUUGUAUGAAACUGAUGGUCGAGCAGCUGAUUUGCAGCAGCUGAACAAUUAUCAUGAUAGUAUUAGUAUGUGUUUAUAUGACGACUGCUUUAUUUAGCAGCCCUGAGGGUCUGAAGCACUAAUGUUUGCCACACUUGUUUUCACUUGCAUUGCAUUUCCACAGUUGCAUGUCUUUCAAUUUGCAUCAUUUUUUCAUUUUUCCUGCACUGACUAUUUCUGCAGAUUGUCUGUCUACCAUAAAUCCUCUUGGAUAAUUACAGACUGAAAAAACUUGAGAGUUUAUCAUGUUGUCUGCAGUUAUUUUGCUGUAGUCAAGUAGGGCAGCUGAAAAAGGACAGGAAAUGUUGGGAGUAGAAAGAAGGGAUGACGUGCAGCAAAUAAGUGUCCACUACCAAGUAUAGAUGGGGGAAGGAAUUCAUGCACGAGUGUCUGUGUAGGUGUAGGGCUAUGUGACUACCCGUCUAAAUGAGGGACAAAUAAAACUCAACUUUAAUACUGAAACUGAACAUUUAAAAACUGAUAUUUUAGUCUAAAUCAGUUUUCUGAUGCCUGCAUUAAGCUUGUACUAAAUUGUUAUUCAAAGUGGGGCUGUUGCAAAGACCGGUGUGGAGAAUAACCUCCUUUUAAAAGGUAGAAUAUUGAAAAUAAGCAAACAGAAAUACCAUGACAUCUGCCAGAAAACUGGCUGUAGCAUCCCUCUGAAAGACUGAAUCAGAAACCAUGCUGAGGAGCUAUUAGAGUAAACAUUUAUACUUAAUAAUCAGUCUUUUAACAGUUAACAUUUUGUUGAGUAACUUAAAAUCUACAAGAAAUAGCGCAUUUGCAAAAUUUCAAAAUGAAAGCAUUAUUUUAAAAAACUGGAUUUAAAGCGACAGAAAUGCAAAACGGUCAAAAUGUCAAAAUAAAAACACAAAAUAAUUGUUUUAUAAGGAAGUUUCUGUCGCCUGGUUGAUGAUGAAGAUUAGACUGAACUUUAAACACUAUUAGAUGACGUGUAGAUAAGUCUGCUGUUGUUUUUAGUUAGUAAAAUUUAUGAAGUAGCUUGUCCCUUCUUCUCCUCUUUCCUUAGUUUGACCGAUUAUACUUAUUUUUUUUCCAGUGUUUCUAUAAAUCUUUACGUAUUUUGUUACUUUAAAGCCACGAUGAUCAUGACAAAAGUGUGCUCAGUUGUGACACCUGAAAUCUAAAAUCUGUGAUCUUUGUUUAAACCAGUGCGGAGAAUCUUUCAGGAUGAACUCUAAUCCUGUUCUUCAUGGAGUUGUCUCUCUGUUAUCAGCGUUUCUCCUCUACAGUCCCCGCCAUCUUUUUCUCCCUCUUAUCCUCAUCCCAUUAUCCCUCGCUCUCCUCCUCCUGCACUAUGAAAUCCUCAUUUCGUACACUUUGUCAUUUGGACAUGGCCUAUGAAUUAUGCAUCUUCUCCCUCCUCCUCUGUCUCGCUCUUGCUGUCGCAGAUCUCCAUUUACUAACAAGGUUUCCAUCUCUAUUACCAACACCUGAAGAUUUGAUAAGAUACGGCCUCUAACUUUAUUGUUGGUGUUCACUCCGGUUCUUCUCUUUCUCUCCCUGCUGUUGUUGUUUCCUGUUUUUUUUACAGUCGGCUCAGCUCGGAGUACGCAGAGUGGGAUUUUAUGGUUCUUUAUGAGACGUGUGUCGUGAGUCCUGCGUGUGUAGAAAGGGUGAUAAAAGUGCUCAGAUGAGUUUUUAUGGGUUUGUCAUAGUGAGACGGAGAGCGUCAGUCACACAGGGCGGUGUGUAGCACAUGUUAGGAAGGAUUUUGUCCACUUGCUCUCCUGUUAACGCGUCCUCUUAUCCCCUCAGGUGGAGCAGAAGUCCAAAAAAGAAGUCUCUUUACUGGAUCUAGAUGACUGUAAGUUUUCGAUCUAGACUACCUGAAUUGUGUCCCAAAUCCCAAGUGCAAAAUUGUGUACUUUCCCCAUCUCUCUCAGUCUGUUAAAGCUUGUUGUGUCUUAAAAAUUCUGCUCACAUAAACUCAUUUUUUAGCAUCAUUAGCCUCCAAAAAAGCUCAGAUACCGAAUUUAUUCCACCUGCCAGACUCCAGACAAAGAAAGUUUAAAACCUAAAUAGAGGAAAAACUACAUUCAACACUUUAGAUGUUUGUUUUUGUGUUUUUUACUCGAGUUGAAAGAACUGAAAGUAAGCUAAUAUGUGUGUAAAUAAGUGGAAAGAAACACAGAUCCUAAUCCUGUUUCCUUCUCGCCUCCUUUAGUCUCUCCUGCUCCAACAAACGCACCAAAGUCUGCGGUUAUCUCCUCCAGCCUGCUGUCCGACCUGGAGGGCCUCUCUCUCUCCAACGUCUCCUCCACCAUGCAGGUCAGUACAUUUCAUAAAACAUUAAAAACACACACAGACACACACACAGAGACAGGAUGACAUUUCCUCCAUCAGCGUGUGCUGGGAGUGUUUGUGUGUGUCUGACACUGACAGAACAGCAGAGCAGAGGAUGAGAUGGUGAAAUGAGCCUCUCUCCCUGGUGGAACAUUUCUGCCUCCGACGCCAACUAUUGACCUUUUCUGCCUUCUUAUAUUUAUAGCCAGUCAGGACGCCACCACUGCUCUCCCUGUUUCCUCUACCUCUUAUAGUCUGUGUCUCUCGCCCUCACUGUCUUUUGCUCUUCCACACCCUUGAACUCUAUUUCUGUGUCUCAUCUCGAAGUCCACUCGCUCUGUUUCCCUCCCUCUCUCAUCUCUCUCCUCCUCUCUGUCACCUUCCAUCUCUCUCUGUCAGAUGUGGCGUCCCUCGUGUCUCGGCGUUGUGUAUAUCUGAUGGUUGACCUUUCCUAGUGUGACGGCUCCUUUCUCUCCCGCCUUUGUGUGUCUGUGUAUUUUGUAUCUUGUCUUUUUCUCCUGGGAGGAAAUGUCCAGACUAUUCUUUCUGCUGUUGCUGUGUCUAUUUUCUGUCUCAUAGCCCCGUCUGUGAUGACUGUUGUGUUUGAGGGUUUUCAUCGCGGCGCUGACAGACUGGAGUCUUGUCUUUGAUAUGAUACUGGGCUCGCUGGGGUGUGUGGCAUUUUGGUCAUGAAGAAAAAUAAACUCAAACUCAAUUAUCUUUUAAAACUGAGCAGAGAGUCACCAGAUUGAAAUGUUUUCUCUGAACCUAAUAAAAAAUAAACCCCUGAACUUGAUAUUUUCACUCUUAAUCUAAGGUAGGUUGUGCUUUAAUCCUAAAACAGAGUUAAAUUAGAUUUUUAGUUUUUUUUUCUCAGCAUGUUUCACCUCCUUUCUCACAAAAUUCUCACACUUUUCAUUCUUUUUUUUAAUAUACAAGCUGAAAAUUUACCUCCAAGUAUAAUUUGCUGCAUAAUGGACAACUAUUUUCAACAGAUGCAUUAUUGUAGUUAUGGAGUAAUUCAAGUUUAUUUGAAUUAUAGAGGUUAUGAAGGUGUAGAACAGCCUCUGCCAUGCAAUUGAUGAACAGCAAAACACACAGCAGUAGUAAAAUUUUAGCUUGUGACAAAAUCAAACACAUUUGUAAGUUUAAAGGGUGUAAAACUAUUAUUUCUAACUGCAAUUAUUCACAGAGUAUAAUCAUGAAAUGCUCUUGAUGAUCCUGACUGUCAGAUUUCUCAUUGAAUAAAUGCAGCGCUGCUGCUCCAGCGUGGUCUGAAACCAAGAUUUAAAGAGAGAUACAGGGUUAGUUUUGUUGCUUUAAAGGAUGAUAUCAAACAGAGAUGAUGGAAAGAAUACAAUAAAAGAAAAAUAAAACAGAAGAAAGUCUAUGGAGGGAUGUUUAAAAGAAGGAAGAGCUGGGACAAAAGCCUGUUUAGGGAAGUCUUUGUUCCUGUCAGGUACGGCUGUACGCUCUACCUCCCCCUGCUGUAUGAGGGAACGUUUCACCUAAGUCUAGGGGUGGGGGAUACGGAAAAAAAUUUAUAUCACAAUUCAUUUUUUGCAAGAUCAUGAUUUUAUCACAGUUUUCUUUGGGGGUGGGGGUGAAAAAUUAUAAUAGAUACGAUAAAAUAUCCAGAUUUUAACAACCAACAGUAUAACAUUUGUUUUAACUGGUUGGUCUCCUUCUCAAAUAAAUUUGAACCUAAAAUAAGACUUCAAACACAAAAGUCAAUAUUUACAAAAAUGAAAGGUAGUCUUAUGCAUAUUCAAAAUCAAUUCUCAAACUAAUUUAUAAAACACAACGGAGCAGAACAUUUUAGAACUUUUUCUUUCUUAUUUUUGGCUGGGUUUUUUUUCUAUUUUUUGUGCACACAUAAACAGCUCAAAAAUCUCCUUUCAUCUCUCUCUUUGCUCUCUUUGUCACUAAGGCGAAUUUAGCAAAGCUCCGCUGCUUCUUCGUGUGCUGAAACCUGACACCAUAGUCCAUAGCUACCUCCUGUUUCAUUUCCAUACUCAUUAGAGAGACAUUUAUUUAGACACAUGUGCACCAAAGCCAAUUCUGUGAUCUCUGCUUUAGCAGAUCAAUGUCACUUUUUAAUCCUUCCCAAUCUAAGAUCGCCAGAUCGCACACCCCUACCUCAGUCAUUUAUAACCUCUUAAAAUGAAUGCAGCUCUCCAAGAUGUGACUGAUUUAAAUCCUCACUGAAAGAGUGGACACGAUAUAGCCCCUAAACUUUACAGGUCAAGUAUAAAAUAUGAAAGAGCUCAUUCAAAAGAUGGCAGAUAAGCAGGACUCUAAAAUCCAGAUCCACUGACGGUCCAGUAUCUCUCUGAUUCUUCGUGGUUAACUCUUAAUCUGCCUGAACACCCGCCAGGAGGAGGAAGAGCCUCCAUACUGUUGUUGCUUUAAGCUCUGUGGUGACUGACUCUAUAUUCAGAGUCUGCCCAUCAGUCCUGCCCGCCUGUCAGUCAGUAUGAUUGACAGCUGCUCUCAGGCCAGUGUAUAUGCAGUCUUGUUAGUUUCUCUCCUCCUCCUCCUCCCCCUCCUCUUCCUCCUCUUCCUCAGGUGAAGGCCAUGGAGUAAUAGAGAAUAGAAAUGCAGAUGAGAACAGGGAACUUUCUGCACAUCAACAUCUGAUUUAGAGUCAAUUCUAUGCAUAAAUACAUGAUGGGCAUCGGGAUUCAUAGACAAGGGUAAAUAACCUCACCUUAUUCACACACGCCCCUCCUCCCUGUGCAUGCACACACUUACAUAUCGGCUCACACACACACACACGCACACACACACAUGCACACACUCUGGCCUCGGUGUCAUUUCUAUUUCUCAGCAAUCUGCCCACAGAGGCAGCGAGUCUGUCUCAGCUGAGCGCUCGGGCCCUUUUAGAGAAUUACUGCAUGGUUAUCAAAGGCAUUUAGAUUAACCCCGGUCACUGUCUUUGACCCACCUCCUCUCCUGUCUCCUCCUCCCCUCCUCUCUUUCUGCAUGCUACCGCUCUCUCUAAUAACAUUUUGACAUUAGGAUCUCUCACAAAUGCCUCUUAAAUCCCCCCCAAACCUCCUCCGACCGCUGUCCGUGUGAGCGGCGGGCCGGCUCAGGCUGAUAACUUUUCAUUCAUAAUUAGCAGCCGGCGAAUGGGGCUGCGUUGGGGGGAAAUUGAACUGUCAGCGGUGGGGCGCAGGGCGUUUGACCCCAUCACACCCAGAGGGGGCCAUCAUAAUUUGUUCAUUUGGUGUCCAUCAGGCGGGCGCCAGCUCUCCCCCUCCUCCUGCCCAGUCUCCCUCCUCACCCCUCUGACCUCCCCGUAGUGGGCGCUCUGGGUUCACGUCUAAUUAUGAAUCAGCAGAAGGACCCUGAGAGCCACGAAUAUAGCAGCCCCUGCCCUGCAAACCUCACGCUGCCACUCAAACUGCAGAGAUUGCCUCUUAAAUAGGAACAAAUGCCCACACAGAUACAGGCAGUCGGUGCAGCGGCCUGCGCAGCGACUGGACGGUGCGGGAAGUGUUUUAAAUGCAGGACAUUUCUUUCUCUUUGUGAGGGCGUUUUAACUCCACCUGCCUCCUUUUUUAGUCGCGUGUGUCCAUUUUUUAAACGUCAGAGGUGCUGACAGCGAUCCCUUGACAUCUGAAUCCUCACACGAGUGUUUGAAAAGUCUCCUGCUUAAACAGUCAAAGCUUUAAUUUGCUGCAGCAAACUGCAAGUGAUGCAGGUUUUCUUUUAUUUUGAAAUAUUUAGUUUACACCAAGAAAUACAAAACUAAAAAAAAUAGGAGAGCAAAUGAAAUUAUGAUGCUAAAGGCAAAUAUGUGAUGCAGCAGUGGUUCUCAACUGGUCUCACUCUGGGACCCACAUUUUCCCAUGGUCCUUAAGUCACGACCCACUUUUAAGGAAUUCAAACUAAGCUAAUUUAUUUUUUUAUUUAAAAAAAACUUUAAAGACUCAAAACUUUAACACAAAUACACCUGUUUUAUUAAGUAAAGUGCAUUUCAGAGCACAUGAACUGAGGAAGACAACUACUGAAGUUGCAUAUACAGAAAAUAUCAAAUAACAAAUAUCAGUCGGUAUGUGCCGAGUCGACAAAAAUUCUAAUGUCGACUCGAUUUUUUUCAGCGUGAAUUUACAGCCUAUGGUUAAUUUCCUCAGGGGGAACGUACCAAGUGCUAAUGGGGGUAUUUUCAGAGCGCCCCCAUUUCACAGGUAACAGCCUGUCUCAGAACACCUCCCCUUGUUUUCACCAGUUUGGGUUCGCCCAACCAAAUGGAGACCGGCUGGAGACAGGAAGAUUGAAGAGCGCUUCAACUUGCCUUUUGUGUUUAAUUACCUUCUUGUGCUGAAUUAAAUAUAUUUUAAUCCCGACGAGCUUCUUCGACGAGCUGCGUCACCCCCCGCCAAAGAGGGGUUCGCCGUUACCCCCAAUUUCCACUGCAUCCGAAACAGCUACGAAAAGGCCGUAUUCGCCAAUCGUAGCUGAUCGUAACCAUUCAAGUUAACGUGUCAAUUUCCACUGGCUUCUUUCUGUUCUGCUGCAGUUCAGCAGAGUUCUAUUUUUUCCGGACACCGGAGCAUGCUGGAUAAAUUCAGCACAGAUUAACCCGUGCUGGAAAGGAAGUUGGGCCCAGACACAAAAAAAAACAUCCAGCUUCUUUUCAAAAUAAAACACUUUUCGCGCAAUUGCACAUGAAUCUGCGGGUUCUUGUGAGUUCUCGUGAUUACUGCUGUCUGUUAUCCGCCAGGGAAUUCUCCUCACAAACAGAUCUGGUAGGAAUUGGCAUACGGCAAAAAUCGCUGCCAUUCCGGAUCGGAGCCAUUCUGGAUGCAGUGGAAAUCCCAGGUUAGAGCUGGAAACCUCCCUUUAGUCAAUUUUUGGUCAAAAAUUUCAGGGUUUUAGUCGACUAAGAAUUUCUUUGUCCCUAGUACCCUGCUGGAGUAUUAGUGCCCUCGUUUUAGAGACACCAGAGAAAAUCAUAAAUGGAUUAAUUAAGAAUAUAUCCAGCAUAAUGACUAAUAAUAAUCCAGAUUUGCAGCUCUUGUUAUAUUGAAUUUUGUGCUUGUAUAAAAGGAACAGUUUUCAGUUUACCAUAAAUAGUUGCAAAGCUAAGUGAAGGACGGUACAGCUCCUGAAUAACACUCUGCUGUUAAUGCUAAUGCCCUUAAAUGAAAAAUUCAAAUAUUAAUUAUUCCAGAAUAUCUAAUUUACGAACAAAUUGGUGUAAAUGAAGUAACCUCUGUCUGCGCAGAGACUCUGUGUUACAUUAAAGUGCUUUAAGAUGGCUGGAGUAACAUUUAUUUAAUUCAAUUUGCAGUCAAGGUCUUUGUGACGUCCCUCGAUUAAUUGUCAUCUCCUGACUGAGGGAACAAUUAGGCCCUAAAGUCAAACACAUGUCCCUUACCUUAAUCCUCACAACUCCUGUCGUCGAGCAUAAUGAAAUCCUGUCCCUGCUGUCUGAAAACACAAAUGGAUUUUCAAUAUACACCCAUACGUCUCUGCGCCUCCCCUCGCCGCUUCCCCUUUAAAUUGGCCUUCUUCUUCUUGUUCUGAGAGCGCCACAAGGCUACCCAGCUCCGGUUCGCCCCCUUUUUUUUUUUGAAUAUGUCAGCGGGAUUUUCAGGUCAUUUGCCAGAGAGGAUGCUGGGAGCGUGGCGUCCGGGCUCUGAAGGUGACUGCUGUCUGUGUCAUCCAUCACAGGAGCUUCCUUUAAGUUGAUGCAUAAUAGAGCCUCUCAAUCAACUUCCUCCCUCAUUGUCACCUCCCUCCUUUCCGUCCGGGGUGGAGAAGGCGAGCCAAAGCCCAGAGAGGGAAAAAAAAAAAAGACCAACUGACAGAGAAGUCAAGGUUACAUCCCUCUUCUUCUCUUAUUUACACUUGAGGUGUUAUGGGCUCGUGCUGCGUAACAAGACAACAAUGGAUGGACGAGUGGAGGGGUUUGUGUGGGCGCACAUGUCAGGCUUUAACUGUCCACUGUGUCAAAUUGGUGAUAAUAAGCGGUUUGAAGCCCGUGUCCUGUCUCCGUUCCUCUCUCCUGAGGCGACAGACAGGACCUUGAAGCAGGAUGUGUCUGUCAGGGAGGUAAAUCUCUGUUGUGAUGGGGUGGCAAACAUUAUGGCCCGGCUUUAUCGACACCGACUGCUCUGACACAUCCAAAAGUGGCCCAAUAAAUUUGCAGGCUGGCGGUGGCGUGACGGGCGCUUGUGAGGGCGCAGCGGCGUUACGGCACAGCGACAAAUGUUUGUUUGACCUCCUUCACAGGAGCUCGGGCGGUCUGGGCACGAGAGACGCCGCCACUCUGUCAAGGGGACUGAGAGAUGGCGUGUUGAGACGGUUUAUUCUGUGUCGGAUUUGGCAGGUUAUUGUUUUUGAAUGUUUUAUAUUGGUGCCAAUAUGACGGCUGAACUGUGACACGCUGGAGUCUAUUUACCUCAAUCUGAAAACAGCUCAGAACAUGUGCUCCGGUUUUUACUCACACAUGGGAACAGACAUCUUUUUCAUGUACUGAUGUCUGCCUUCUUCAGACUUCACUGCUGCUUUCAGACUUUAAACAGGCUGAUUUAAAAUCAUUGUCUUUGGCUGAAAUCUGCCGAUUAGGUCGAUAUGAAAAAGUAAACAAACAAAAGUCAACGUCUGCAGGCAGCCUCACUGGCCGUUGAUACAGCUAAUCUGAUCAAACAGUCACCGGCUAUUGUUCAGUGUUAUGAUGUAUGAAAUAAUGCAGUUUAAUACUUUAAAAUGUCAUGUCCUGAUAUCCAGAACACAACCCAGUGCAUUUCCUUUAACAGAAUCAGAUUAAAGAUUCAUUAUGACCAAGUUAACCACAUAUACUAGAUUGUACUGUUUACAGAAUAAUGGCUAAAAUACUUGAUAAAUCGUUUUAUUUCAACAAAUGCAAAAAAGUGUGUUGGCUGUUUUUCAAACAGCUCUCUGUUUGUCCACUUUUCUCCAUGCUUGUUCUUAUUGAAAAAAUCUGCAUGUUUGUGUGAAAGGAUGUCAGUCUGCCGCACAACUUGGUCACAAUAAGUCCUUAACACAAACCCGGACUCUGCCAGUGUUGCUGUCAUGCGGAGAUACUGACCAGUCCUGCAAAACGUUCACAACCUUUAUUUAUGUUUCAUUAGUGGUUGAUGUCAGGGGUCUCAAAACCAGACUAUCAGAUGAAAAGAUUGAUGAGAGUUAAAUUAAAACAGGGUGAAAGACUCUCUUAUUACACAUGCACCGUAAAAAGAGAAAAGAAGCACCACUUUCUCCACAGGGGGCGCCAAAAUCAACUCAACCCUAGCCCCUCACAGCAGCUUUAGGACAUCUCUUACAAACAAACCUGUUGCUUAUUGCAGGACUUUUUCUGCAGCAUUACAGUAACACUGACGUGUUUCCACUUUCUGUUGUGAGGCGCACUUGUUGUUUGUCAAACUAAUUCUUUAUCCUCACACGCCACAUGAAAAGUCCAAAUCGUCCCAGUGUGCUCCCCACCAGAGUCAGAACAUGCCUUCAGCAAAUCCAGCUUCAAUAAAAUAAUGUAGACUGACACGGCUCCGUACCAGCACGCCUGCAUGUUUCUUUUUAUCGUAUCAUCAGGCGUACAAUUAUCUCAAUUAGCUCACACAAGCUGAGUAUCAUUAUAAAAUGUUCACACUUGUUUUUCAUUCCCUUGUUGUCACCCUUCAGAUUGUUUUAGAGACACAUCUGUUCACUUUUUAUCACAGUGAGGUGGUGGAUAUCAUCUUUUUUAGGGUUGAGUACAUGUGAGCGUUGCCUCCGCAUCAGUGAACGAGUGUGUGGAGGUGCUAAGUGCUGCGAAGGGUGUGAAAAGCCUGAAUCCGUCCACGCAGGUGAUUAGCGCUGUCGCUCAAAACAGAGAAGUUUGAUUAAAGAAUGAAGAAGAAACUCCUUAAAGUUUCCACACCUUGCUAUUACUUUGUGUUUGUGUAGAUACAGCAGAGGUUUGAUUAUGUAACGUGAGUAAUCUUUUAAUUGACAGCAAACUAGCUUGAGUUAAGGACAAAGCUACAAGCCGUAUGUAACGUGAUAACAGCAGCAAAUGAAAAAAGCUGACAUAUGCAAAAUGUGCACUGGCAGCUAGACAAAGAUGUUUUAUGUCAAGGACAAACUUUUGGGAUUAUUUCGUGGCUACAAAGCUGUGUGAAAAGUAACACUCAUAUGACCUUUUACAAGUCAAAAAAUAGCCAACAAAAGGUUCCAGAGCUAAGUUAGCGCUACAGCUGGCACUUAACGUUUUCAGUGAAGACUAACCCAUUGGUAUUAUUUCGUGACUACAAAGCUGUGUAAAAAGUAACACCCAUUAGCUGUGUGAAACUUCAAUUCAGUCCAAAAGCAGCUAAUGUAAGAAUCCAGAGCUAAGUGAAUGCUAACAGUAAGCCCCAGAUAUUUUCUGUGAAGGCUAAACUUUUGGGAUUAUUUUGUGACUACAAAGCUGUGUAAAAAGUAACACCCAUGAGCUGUGAUACACUUUUUAUGAACCAAAAAGAUAGCCAACAUAAGGAUCCAAGGCUAAGCGGGCGCUUUCUAUUAGCACAUAACAUUUUGCAUGAAGGCUAACCUUUUGAGAUUUUUUUGUGACGACAAGGCUGUGUAAAAAGUAACACCCGCAGUCUGUAUAACAUUUUCAAGUCAUAAAAUAGCCAGCAUUAAGGAUCCAGAGCUAAACAGGCACUUACAGCUUGCUCCGGUUAUUUUCUGUAAAGGCAUUUACUAUGAAGGCAUAAAUUAAGUGAUCGUUUAAUUAUUAACUGUGUAUAAAGUAACACCCGUACGUUGUGUCGUACUCCAUAUUGAUGGGAUAGCAGCUAAGAAAAAGUAUUUCAGACAGAGCCUGUAAAUAAAUUAAAAAAUAUUUAUUUUCUUAUUCCCUCUAAAGGGGAGCUUAUAAUGUUAGAAUUACAGAAUAAAUCUUUCUAGUUUUCUUUCUGCAGCCUUUUUUCAGAGACUUGUCUUUGAGGACUUAUUGAAGCAUCUUCAUAAUAAAGAAUUGCAGUACUCCCGCCUAGAAAUGCUUCGACUACUCGUCUCCACCUUUUAAAAACAGGAUGCACUUGAUUUUGUCGUUAGACCUUUCUUAUCUAUCCAUUCAGAGCGGCCACCGCCAUGUCAAAUAAAAACUGAAAGCUACAAGUGUGAGCAACCUGUGUCCGAGCACUGAGAUGUUAAUUUAUAGUGAAAAAAGCCUUCAUCUUCCACGUCUCACAAAGGUAAUACAAUUUCCUGCCUUUGAAAAGGUAAAAGCCCCUUUUAUCAGGGGCUGCGAAUGGCAGCUUUGGCCCAUGCAGGCACUUGUGUUUCCAUUCAUUAGAGGUUGUUUUUAUUCAGCCGGGUUUGACUGAGCAUCCAGCCCAUCUCCCUCUAACUGGGCUGAUUGAGGACAUUUCUUAAAUGGGUUCCUCUUUACCCUACAGAGUUAAUGAAGGAAGGCUUGGUGGGGAGUUAUCAGCCAGCCCUUUGGUCCCACUCCACUCAGAAGUGCUGCAUUCUUCCUGCUGAUUGGACACGCUGAAUAGGAUGAAUAUUGGUUUAUGGGGAGACCGGAGAUUCUUGUAUUAAUAUGUCCUCUGGUGUGGAUGCAUUUGUGCUGUAAUGUACGAGGCGUCCCUGGAUGUGAGGAGCUUUCUGCUUGCAUGGACUGUUUUUUCUCAUCCUCCCUCUCUGCCUCUGCACUCAAGCUUUUGUUUGCUGUUCGUCGACCAAUGCUGCAGAUGAUUAUGAAGUUUAUACAAAAUCAAAUAGAUGUUUAGUAUAAUCCCUGUUUUCCUCUGUCCUUCCAGGUCACGACUCCUUCGUUUGGCCCUGUGAAAACAUACGAGCUGUUACACCACAUGACGGGAAAAGGCCUGUCAGCCAAGUACCAUUUCCCCAGACAACCCUGUUUGUAUGAGCCCAGUAUGGUGUCUGUGCAGGUGAUACUGACCAACGGCUCGGACCACUGCCUGGAGGAGAUCCACAUAGGAGACAGAAGCCCAGCCAGCCUCAACAUCCACUGCUUUAACACCAUCGGUGAGUGAAACCCUCUAUGCAGGAAGAAAAUCAACUAGCCAUAGCAGAGAGUUUACAUUUGCUAACCAAACUUGUCUACAGAUAGAAAGUCUAUUUAUAAGGAUAGUACAGGGCUUGAAGACCUCAGGCACAAUGCUGGAAAUCCAUUUCGGGAUUUUUUUUAAUUGUGUAUCGUUUAUAUAAAAAAUAAAAACAAACACACCAAAAACCCCUAGUUAGUUAGAUCUGGAUAUGACUGGUAGAGGGCAGCAUUACGCUGGAUAGCGCACAGCCUGCCGGAGAAAAAGAAGAAGCAUCAGCGAGCAGCAAACGGCAAAUUUGAAACAAUGGAAGCCGGGUACGUCAAACCAGGAGAAGAAACUGGAAGAUACUGGAAAUGAGGGUGAAAAACAAGUGGCCCUUGGCUUGGGCGGAGGAGGCUGGAAAAGAUGGAAAGCCGCACGGUAGCUGGUGCCGAAAACUGAAAGAGCCAGGUGCUUGUUUUUGCGUGACAAGCGCCAGAAAGCUUAUAUAUGACAGCAGUUGGAAAAAGGUUGGUGAAGUUCGAAAGAUAUUCACAGAUUCGGACUUCCCGGAUCAAUAACUCUGGGACGAAACGUUGUCCAAACGCAAAUGAUGCCUCUUUCACGUCGUAAUAGCUCAGACUACUAGCUUCAGGAAUCAAAAAACAUUUUUUUUACAAAAACAAGCCGAUCUCCGAGCUGGAUGAAUAACAUUGAUCUAUAUGUGCAUCCAGUCCAACAGGGACCGUCUGCAAAUUGCAGUACAAGAGCAAGACGCUGCAAACAAAAAUCAAUAGCUCCACUGUCGUACAGUACAGAGACCCCAAAAUCACCACACACACCAAGGGUCUCUUCAUGGUCAUACUACAUCAGCUGUUUAGGACAAAUGUGCCUUUUUAUAAAUCUGGUGAUUUUUUUUUAUUGAUAUUAAUCAUUAAUAUCUUCCAAUAUUAAUCAAUAGCUCCACUGUCAUACAGUGUCCCCCCUGACCCCAAAUCAAUCCCAAUAUAUAAGAUUUCCUCUUUGCAGAACAGAUGCAGUUCACUUCUAAUGUUUUUUUAAGUGUUUAUAAUCCCAUGUGGUGACUUCCACUGAAGAGCCGUGACUGUUGUUCAUGAGGGUUUCAUGUGACUUCUACCUUUAAUGUCAUAUCAAAUGAUCAUUAUGACUGAAACCUUUUAGUCUCAGCCAAUAGGACUUCAGCUAAUCCCUGUUUGUUAGUAUUAUCGAUCAGACCAACAAACAUACACCGUCUCCAUAUUUCUCCUCACGUGAUCGCCACACUCAGGAUAAUGUUAGACAGAGAGCUUUAAGAUUUCCCUCUGCGCACACACAUACACACACACACACACACACACACACACACACACACACACACACACACACACACACACACACACAGAGGUUGUGUGUGGUGGAGCAUGUUAAAACUGUCAAUUGCAGGGGAUUGAUUGGGCAUUGAAGGAACUCAAGCAGCCAAACAGUGGGUAAUUUGGAUCGAUCGAGCCCCGGCCACUGUGAGGCGGCUGGCUGCAGUUGGUUUGGAGAAGUUGCGGAGGAUGAAAACAGACAAAGCUUUAUGGACUUCUGUGUCUGUGAGGGUUCCUUAACAAAUAACACACUACGGGGUUUAUCAAAGAAACACUGUACGCCACUUCUGCGCUCACAGACUUGUAAAAUCUUUGAUUUAGCCGUUAAAAAGAACAUUUUCAUCUGAUCUUUGUGUACAUUAUCUGACCAAACAUUUAAACAAUAAACUUGUGCUGUUUGUUAAUUAAGAGUUGUAGCUUUGAUCAUAAUACUCAAUAACACUUCUUACUGUGAAAUCAAAUAGGUUUACAUUAAAAUCUUUGUGUUUCUAAUAAAAAAAACUGUUGCACAACAAGAAAUAUAUUUAGGAAUGAGUCAGUAUUUUCGGGAGCUCCAGUUUUGUUGCCUUGUCUGUAUCUUUAGAAAUUUCAUCCACAGGUCUGCAGUGAUUCACACUCUCCAAAAUAGAGUGUUUGUGAUGCUGACGUCAGUCUGAUUAGCUGCACCUGCAUGCUUCCUUUGCAGGAGGAAGCUGUAUCCCAAUAUCUAACAUCUGUUUUUGAUGCAAAGUAGGGCUGCAACCAACAACUUUUUUAAUAGUUGACUAGUCACCUACUAUUGAAAUGAUUCGUCGACUAAUCGGACACUCCAACUUUCCAACAUGCCUUCUCGUCAAAUGUUCGUGCAUCACCGAUGUGCUGCCAUGAUAUGCAUGAUAUGUCUGCUUGCAAGUUAUUAUUCUUCCCGCCUUAUCUAGGCUAAAGUGCUCCUUAACUUUGGAGGUUUUUAAGCGCGUACUCAUAGCUGCUGUAUGGGAUGCAGGCACUGCCAUGUUUGAAUACCCUACCGCUUAGAAGAGACACUGUUGGGCAUGUGUGACUGUAGGCAGAGUUCGUAAUAAAGUAAGAUGCCUCAGUCCACUGGAAAAAAACACUUAUGGCAACAAUAGUCUACAAUAAAAUUCAUUGUUGACUUUUUUCAUUAUCGAUUUUUGUUGAUAACGUGUCACUCAGAAGAACAGUGAUGUCAUAAUUUUCCAUCAAGGGGGCCCUAAAAACAGGAAGUCAAGUAUCAUGCAGUAAAAAAAAAUGCACCCAUAUCAGUUAAAGCUCACUCUGUAAUUUUUUCUGCUCCUGUUUCUGCACAAUAAAUGAAGAGCUGCAAACUGUUUGUAGAGACACCAAACUUGAGUUCGCUCUCUUCAAUAUUUAUGGUUCUGUUAGAGAAGAGUGUGGUCUUCGUUGGUGGGUCCAUGAUAGCUCUGUUUUCAGAUCUUGUCCUCUGGAGUCUCCUCCUCUCUGUCUGUGUAAAGAGUUUGAAAGUAAAACAUCCUCCCUGCUUCACGGAGACAGACUCACAGGCCGACUGGGGAAACAUGGAGAAUGUUUCUGUCUGUCUCCUCUUUAACCCCCCCCCUACUCUCCAUCCUCUUCUUCCUCUCCCAUCCAGCUGUCCUCUCGGCUGCUUUACUUACCUCGCUCUGUCUCCCCCCUCCUCACCCGUCUCUCUUGAUGCUCUUUUUGACAAGCCUGUUGUUUUGGAAAUAUGCUAGUCCUUCAUCUGUGUUUUUUUUCCUCCUCUCCCCGAGGCUGAAGGUGUGUGUGUGUGUUGGGUGAGAUUGAAGGAUAGAUUUCUCACACACGGUGGCCUUGCUUUGCCAAGUAGAAAACACAAGUGGUGUGGAUGCCUGUCUGUUCCACUCUGCUGCCACCCCCCCUCCUCUCCUCCUCCAUCUCCUCUUCGUAUCUCCCUUCGCUCCAUCCUUCCUCACGCUGCACACUGUGCCCUUGUCACUCACUCUUCCUUUUCCCCUCUCGUCCCCCCCCCCCCCUCAGAGCGGCUGGAGCAAGAGGCCUCGGUGACGGUUUCCAUGGGUAUUGACUUCAGCGACUCGACGCAAGCGGCCAACUUCCAGUUGUGGUGAGACAAGCUGACACCCACUCACAUCAAGUCAGGCGUGGUUUUUGUCUUCUUCUCUUGUACUUUACAUCUUCCUCUUCUUCAUUUGCAUCUUCUUCAAGCGUUCCCUCUCUCUCAUUUGUUCUCCGUUAAUUCUCUUUUUCCGGCCCCCGCUCUGUGCCGGUGCUCCCAGGUGAGACAUCAACCUGGAUUGAUCCUUGGUUCUCUGGGAUAACAAUUAUUCCUCCAGUAAUCAGCCCCUGGUCCAAAUCAGCCCGCCUGAAUGCCAUUGGCACCGCUGCUCAGGCGAUCAAUACCCUGAUCAGAAAAUCUGUUCAGGAUGGGGGAAUCAAUCAGGCCCAAAAUGCCAUUCACAGAGCGCUGGUUUGCAAAGCAAUAAGAGGAGAAACAUUUAAUACACAAACAGAGAGAGCACACAAAACACAGAAUCAUCUGAUCCUGCGGACUAAGAUGGAUCAUAUCCCAGAGCAGAGGGGGGCCAAGUUUGUGGGGUCUCCUCCUUCAUGUUAGUCCACCACUGUAAAGUCACUCUGCCUCUUUUGUUUUUCUCUUGAAGUACAAAAGAGGAUCAGUUCAGUGUGUCCAUCCAGCCUGCCGUAGGAGAACUGUUGAUGCCCAGCAGCAUGAGCGAACAGGACUUCUGCAAAGAGCAAGGUGAGUUUUACUUUAGUCGCUGUUUGUGGAGCCUAAAGGUUUUACCUAAAGUCACAAAAUAUUAAGAUGGAUGAAUUUCACAAGACUUACAGGAUUUAAACCAGAUGUCAGGAGGUUCAAACCUGACUAUGAAGUCCAAAUGAAGCAAAGAGCACACCAGAAAGGACACAAACACAUCGUCUGCUUUUGGAGGGGUGUCUGACUUACAUGUCUCAACAUCCUAAAAUGAAAUAAAAAUGGUUACAUAAGGAAGUGAAGCACCAAAGUAUUGAUGCACAGAUCUAUCUAAGGUUUACAAAAUGUGCUACAUGAAAAUAAAAUACUGUGUGAAUAAGACAAACAUAAGGGAAAGCCAAAUGCUAAAUUAGUUAAACAGUUGAAAAAAAAUAUAUAAAUAGCAAUAUAUGGUAUUGCAAUACUCAGUGUAUUGCAAAACGUUAAAAAUCACAAUGAUAUCGUAUCGUGGCCCAAGUAUCGUGAUAAUAUCGUAUCGCGGGGCAGCCCGUGAUGCCUGUUUUCAACUGUAGUGGCCUCUCAUUGGAUCUUUAAAGGUCAGUUGUUGAGUCAACAGACCAAAACAAAGAUGGCAGUCUCCGUUUAGCAUAGUCAGCUAACAACAAAAAUAAUGUCGCAUAAACCAUAAAUCGAUCUGACUUGUUGCAGAUGUGAUUAUCAUUUUCUGCUGGUUCAGUUUUUCAGCGUCAGACCUUAACCCAUCCACAGAUCACCACAAUGGCGUGCAGCUGAGUGGGAGACAUGUGUCUUCCUAGGGCUGGGCGAUAUGGCCUCAAAUCAAUAUCACGCUAUAUUGAUCAGUUCACCUCGAUAACGAGAAAUGGACGAUAACUACUCCAUAAGCUGCUCACCCCCUCCCACAUAAACUUUGAACCGUCCUCCAUCUCCUCACCUGUCUUUCCCUCUUUGUUAUGGACUGGAUGGGACAUGAGACCAUAGCCUACCUACACACGUCCAAAACCAACUUUUAUUUAUUUAUUUAUUUGACACUGAAUUUACCAAUAUGGGCAAGAUGACGUUGGUUAUUGUCAUAAAUUUCGGUAUUGAUAAAUUUUCGGUUUAUCGCCCAGCCCUAAGCACAACACCAGCUAAAAAAACGGCAACAUCAGGGGGUAUCAGUUCAACAUUGCAUAUAUGUUGGAGGGAGGAAUGGGUACAGGAAGCACUCUUAGAAGGCGUGUAUGUCUCUGUGUCAGCGUCCUUAUCAGCUAAAAUGCGUUUGAAAAUAUUGUCAUAUCAGCAAAAAUCCAAUCAUGUGCACCCCUAAUUAAAUUCAGAUGGAGCUGCUGCCGUCUUUAACACAUUUUACAGACCUGAUAGCAGAGUUGUUGCAGGUCUUACACAUUAAGUCAAAGGAAAGAGCGUGUUCUCCUCUUGUUUUGAUUGCAGACUCUCUAAAUGAUUUAUUAAACUCUAAUAAACAUCGUCUUUAAGGUAAACCGCCCUCCUUUCAUGAAGCACUUAAUGGUGGGGGGUCCUACAAACAUACACACACCUGUGGAGCUGCAGUCGUUCAGAGCCAAGAGAGUGCGUUUGUGUCCGAGCCAUCAGUGUGCUCUUAAGUGGCAGCUUAAUGCUUCCUCUGCUUUAAUUAAUCUUCAUGCGGCGUCUUUAGAGCUCUCUGCGCUCAGGCUGGAUAAUAAAAAAAACUGACUGAAAGGAAGGAGGGGAAGAAGUUGCUUUUCUCUCUUUGCAAAUUGCUGCUUUGUGCAAAUUGAGUGAAGUUAAUUCAUUCUUUCAGUUAACAGGUUUUUUAUUAUAUUUGCCUUUAAGACCUCUUUUUAUUUUCAACCUAACUUGAGCAUAUUUAUCUCCGCUCUUUCUUUCUAUUCCAUUACUAAGUGCACAUGAACUGGCCCUUUGCCUUCAAUUUGAAAGAAAAAAACUCUCCCUGUUAGAAAUAAUCAGAAUGAAGCAGCCUUUUUAUUGUUAUGCUCCCCCCCAUUAAAGUCUUUAAAUCUGUUUUAUUCUUUUGUUUUCUUCAUGUCUGAAGUAAAACCAGCGAAAUACUCUGUUAAAAAACAGAUUAAUGAACAUUUAAGAUGUUUAAAAGAAUAUAGAUCUUUGCUGUUUAUGUUUUAAUAUACGUUUAAAACCGAUAAACACUCAAAUUAAAGGAUUAAUCGUCUGUUUCUGCCUCCUCUCCUCUUCAGGUAAGCUCCUAGGCAUGAACGAGACCUCCGCAACCAUCUCCAUGGCAACAGCAAACACCUCCAGCCAGGCCAUCAACAAGCACGUCCUGUCUGUGGCGAACGUUGGGGUGGUUUCAUCCAGUCAGAGCGACUUCCACAGGUAAGGCGUCCAGAAUUCAGGGUCAGGUCCUGCAGGUUUUUGGACCUCAUAAGGAGCACAGACGAUCAAUGAGUCAGAUUAUUGAAGGUAUCGGUACAGAGCUGAUGAACCGCCUCAUGAUUCAGAGAUCAAACAUUAAAUCAGAUCUUACUGUGACUUUUUAAGGUGUUUAACCACGAGACGGACAGAUGUUUACAGUUUCAUCUCAGCUCCUCGCCUCUCUCAUACUGAGACUCAAGUUUCUUCAUUUGUCUUCUUGGUAAAAGUCACUUUUUAUGGAUAGACAACAAAACAAUCUUUAAAUCGUUCAUUUUUUCUUCUAUAUUCAGUCCAUUUGCUGACUUCAAUGUUUAAUCGGACAAUAUCUGUAUAUCGUCGCUGUCCAGUAAAAAAGACGUAUCUCCAAAAUGUGUUUUUUUCAGGAACAUAAAAAAACUGUCUUAUUCAUAAACUACCUUACAGAAUAAACCCAAAACACUGUAAUUAGACCCAAUUAGGACCCAAAAUCAAAAUCUAUAUUUACACAGUCAUCAGUGACCUAUUUGAUAUUUUAAAUGGACUCAAGUGCUUUGUAUUGUGAAUGAUAGUGGACAUACGUGUUUUUUUAAUAAUGCGCUCCAAUGAUGUUUGGUUAUUUACGAGUUUCCUGUUUGUGUCCCACUUUGUUGAUAAACUAUUGAUAGCAGGCUUUCCUACAUUUCCACAUUGGUUGUCAACUUUUUUGAGUCACGACUCCUAAUUUAACAUGUACUCGUGUCUGCGACCGAGUGUGAGAGAGAAAACAGCAGCAGCUUUGCCGCUGGGGAAAUCUAAUGCACAGGUAGGCAACACUGUCAUGGUUAGAAAAAAGUUUUAUGUUGGCAUCAGUUGACGUGAGGACCUGAGUGUAGCAUUACCCUGGACUGUAAUGAGUCUGUCACAGUGUAAAGUCUGUUCGCUGGCAUGACAACACAGGGCCAGGACAGGAGAUACGUGCUAUGUUGGCACUUCUGACACCCAGUGGAGAUAGUUGUUGAAAAGAAGAUGUUUUAAAAUGUUUUUCCAUCGGUCAUUUGGAGACUCAAAGCUACGGGUUGUUAGGGAGGAUGAUGGACCAUGCAUGUAUUGAAAAAGUCAAGAUCGCUUAAAGUGGAGAUAUGUGUUUUUUAUCAGACAGUGACGAUAUAGUAAAAUACUUUCACAUGAACAAAACAGGAUGACGACAAUCUUGAAGUCCAUGCCACCUUUCUAAAUAACAACAUGAAUCACCACCAAUAUCUUUGACCAAUAGGAAUCGAGUAUUUAACCCAGGUGCAUGGUUAGCAGGUUAAGCCAGGUUAAGCAAUUUUGGACCCAAAACCGACCCCUGUGGGGCUCCACACUUAACAUUCAUAAACUCAAGGAUAAAACCAGCAACCUGUACAAACUGUUUUAAAGUUUUUAACUAACUUCUUAGACAUUUGUGGGUAGAGACAGACUGUACAGAGGAGGAGAGUUUCAAGCAUACGGCGUAUUUAUGGUGCAUACAUCAGAAGCAGCUUCGGACUUCUUUAAUUUUGCCUCCCUCCAUUCUCACUGCUGAGAGCUGUUGGACCUCCAUAGGCGCAUGUGCAGCCGAAAGUUGGACCGCCGGAAAAUAAGGUGAUCUCACCAGCAAAUUUUCACGAACUUUUACAGUAUGAAAUCAACAGACUAGGAUAGGUUGAUGUUUCCACUCGCACUCAAGAGUUUAUCUGAAAAGUAUCAGCGUGGAUUUACUCCACUCUAUAACAACAAACCGUGAUCAGUGUUCAGUUUUUUCCCUUUUAUGAAACCCACAGUGUGUUUUUUGUUUCCGAUUAUUUAGUGUGUUUUCUCGAUUAUAUGUGGUAUAUCAUAAAGUAAAGGUGUGUGUGUGUUUGUGCAGUCUCGUUCACACACACAUGCCAGGGGAAUGCCCUGAGAAGCCUGGCUGUGUAAUUGGUGUACACAGAGUGUGCUAAUGAGCUUCCUCCUCUGUCACGCACACCCGAACACCUGAUAGAUAAUUACACCUCCCUCUCUCCCUCUGUUUCCUGCUCUGUCCCUUCAUCUCUGCACCCCCAUCUGUCCCUUCUUUCACUUCCUCUUUGCCUCUUGCUGCAUCCUCCCCUCCACCCCGUUCUCUCCUGCUCGUCUGUAUUUCGUCCUACCGCUGCGUCCCCUCGUCCCCGCACAAUGUUCUCGUAGUUUUCGGAGACGACAGAGUCAAAAUGGAGGAGACGGUGGAUCAGUGAGGGACAGUCAGAGCAGCACAAGGGCACAGAGAGCCGAGAGAGUGAGUGGAAAUCAAUGGGAGCCGGUAGGAGAAGGCCUGCGUCCAAUAAGCCCAUACUUCAUUCAGAAUAACCGAUAGCUCAAAGAGUCCAGGCUAUCAAUCUCUCUCUGCUGCGGUGACGGCUGCAGAGGAAGACGUUCCCCCUCACUCUUAUCAUAAUGAAGACACUCUGCUCCUUUACUGUUUGCUGCUGUCCCAGAGAGGACGGGCUCCGUCUGAGGAGCAUCAGACGAGUUUUUGAAGACCUCAUAAAGAGCUUUCUAGAUUAUGUACAUUCAUUUCAGUCCUGAUUAAUCUCUAAAGUUUUAAUUUGAUAAAAUUUGUUGAAAGAUACAGUGUGUAGAAGUGGAAGGAGUAUUUAGCUGUCUGAUUCUAGUCUGAAAUGCUCCCUUGCUCACCCCUACUGUGGCCUUCAAGUGCAAGAAUCUCUGUGUUCAGCACCUGUAAUUGUUUAUUAGACCAAACCCACAAAUCCCUGAUGGACAUUUGACACUCCUUACACUCGUAAACACUUUACAGCCCACUCAAAAAUAAAUAAUACCCAUUCAUUCCUUACCAAAAUAAUAAACUUCAUUUGUGUAGCACCUUUCUAAAACAGUUGUCACAAAAAGGGUUAGACAACAAGACAUAAAAAUCAACAAAAAGUACACUUGUAGCCAAAGUCCUGGUUAUACAAAGGCAAGUGUAAUCAAAUGGGUUUUCAACCUUUUUUUGAAAGUAUCCACAGUGUCCACAGUCCUCAGUUCUCAAGGGAGAGAGUUCCAAAGUUUCUUCACGUCUUUUAAUCUUUUAAUCUAUUUUAGUACAGUGUAGGGUUACAUCAGCGUUGGCCUUCUUUAAAACAGUACUUUAAGCUUAAAAGGUUACUUUAAAACAUGAUAGAUACUUUUAAAGUUUUAAUUCGAUUUUACAGUAAUUUAUAGAAUGUAUGAAAUUAAAGUAAUCUGUUCUUAUUUUGGUGCCGUGUGAGAGUUUAAUGAUUGAAGCAGGUUUUAUUGUGAUGUAGUACACAAAGAGGAAUGAAAUCAGCUGUUCAGGUCCCGGUUAAAAAUAGCAAAUAAACAUAAUAGACAAAAACUCUGUUAUAAAAUUUAUAUCACUAUAAAAAUAAAGUUUAUUACUUACAAAAAAGACUUGAUACAUAAAGCACAAGCAUAAUAGGCCUAUUUUAUCAGCCCAGUGGGGUCGCUGCAGCUUCUUUUAGCUGCUUUUUGAUUUGCCGUUUGCUUUUGCUUUCUUCUAUUUGUUAGAUAACCUGUAAAAACACCCCUUUAAUUCCGCCAGCUGAACUUGAAUGUCUCCUGCUAUAAGAAACUCGUCAUCAGAUGUUUAUUUAGACCUGACAGGUUGAUUAUUCUAACAUUGAGUGUUUGGAUAUAGUUGAGAAAGGUCCAUUUAAAGACCCCGAUAUUAAUUAUACUUCAACAAUUGUGCAAAUACGUGUCCUCUAUCACAUUUUAGGCUUUUUACUGGAUUAUUUCUGAAAACAUUAAUAAGUUAUUAAAAACAGAGCUUUUAUUUCCACCGGUGAACUGGUCCUUUAAGAGCUGAUAGUUUCCCUCACAGUGUUUUUGUGAAUCCCUGCUCUACAUACUUUGAAUAACACCCUGACACACUAAUUGAUCUGAUCAGAUACACCCACUGAGAGCUUAUUGUCGAGGUCUCUCUGCAUUAACUGUGAUGUGUGAGGUGACCUCCAUGCAGGACACUCUCUUCUGCUCUUAUCUCCCCAGAGAGAGAGGCUCUAAUCUGGGGAAGAUUACACAGAGUCUCUGCCCCCCCUGGAGGAGACACAGUUUGGGGUUCAUUUGUGGGAAUAAUAGAUUUUAAUCUGAAAACUAUGAAUUAAACAGUGGUUUGGUUAACACACUGACACUCUCUCUGUUUAACAAAUCAACAGCCUGCCUUCAGUCUGUUUCAAUCCCUGCACUCCCUGUGUUCACCAGCAGGGUGCAGCACUGCUUUUCCCAAGCAGGCGCAGAGCUGGAGCAGGGGGUUGGGGGUGGGGGGGGUGGAUGCCACUGAAACACAAGAAAUUGAUUGCUGGAAAGGAGGAUGGCAAUAAAUCAAGCAGGAAAGCAAAUGUAGAAAACGCUGUUCUUGUUUAUGUCUAAACAGGCGGAAUAGAAUAAAUGUGCUCUAUUUUUCAGUCCGUUUGAAAGCAAAUUUGAUCGAAUUUUGCAUGCAUUGCCAAUCUGUCUGGUUAGAGACUAAUUUUUCUAAAAAAAAAAAAAAAAAAGGGAAAGGGAAAACCUGAGCUGGUUGAUUUAUACGCUUUGCUUUCUCUUUACCUUACUCUUUGAUUUAAUUAAAUUACACUGAAUCCUCCUUUUUUCCUGUGAAGUUGAAUCCUCGUUCCUAUUAAAAAUUUAAUUGACUAUCAUUUAUAUUCCUGCUAAUUAAACGUCUGCUCUCCAUGUUAUAGAUUGCUUUAUCUGGCAGUGUGGUUUAUGAUCUAUUUUCAGAUCCACCUGCUGUAACGUAUGCAUGUUAACCAUCCUUUAAUCCUCUCUUCCUCUCCUCAUAUUCACCCUUUUUCUUCUUCUCCUUCAGCCUCCAUGCUUUCUUCUUCCUUUCCUUUUCUUCUUGUCUGGCGUGUGAUUGCAGCGCUGCAGCUCAUCCGUAUGCUGGAGCUCUGCAGAUGCAUGGAGGGUUCCUGCUUCUAAUUGGGGCUAAUAGCAGUGGCCAUCUGCCUGGUCUGAACCUGCUCACAGAGUCUGGCCGGGUCUCGCUGACCACUCUGUUGAAGGACACUCGUCCACUUGUCCAGAUGCCCAAGAGCAGCCAGAGUAGAGUGUCAAUAUCCAGGAACAGCCACAACAUUUAAGGCCCAGAGUUUCUGAAUCUGUGAAAACAUUCAUGAGCUGAAUUCAUUUCUGUGCCCAACAAGGACCUGAAAGGUUUACUAACAGUCUCUGGACCCCCUAAAACUCAGAUUAGACCCCAGCUGUGUAGUUCAGGGUCUUGUCAACUAAUAGUAAACAGAAAUGAUACAGUCUGAAUGACAUAGAUCCAGUCUGGUAUGAUAUGAUAUAAUCAAACAGUUCAACACAAUAAGAUCUGAUGACACUGUAAUAAGAAAUAUUAGAGGUGCACAUGAUUCAGUACAGAACAGAGCAAAACAACAUGAUUCAGUGAAAUAUGAUGUGAUACAACAGGAUACAAAAAAAACUGAUAUGAAAACAGUAGACUUUAGUAUGAUACAAUUCUAUACAGAACAACUUGACAUGAAAUAUCACAAUACCAAAAAAACAGAAUCAAAAUUUUCUGAUAUGGUUCAUUGAGAUGGUGUAAUAUUAUAGAUUAUCUGUUUGUUACAUUAAAAUACAGAAAAAUACAAUUAGAUAUGAUACAUUAUAAUACUAUACAGUAUGAUGCAUUAAGAGAAGAUUCCGGAACUGUUCGAUACAAUAUGAUAUGAUACCAGUCAGCGCAGUACAAUUCGAUGUGAUACAAAGUAAUACAAUACAGUGUUAUGCAGAAUGAAACAUGUGACAAGAGGAUACAAUAUGAUACUAUUCAAAGUAUUGUUAUACAAUAACAUUGUCAAACGAUACAAUAGGAUUUGAUGUGAUACAAUUAAUUACAGUAUGACACAAAGUAAUAGAAUACAGUAUAAUGCAGAAUGGAACAUCUGAUAAUAGGAUACAACAUCAUACAAUUCAGAUUAAUGUUACAUUGUCACAUGAUACAAUGGGAAUUGAUGCGAUACAAUUAAUUACAAUAUGAUAUGAUACAGAGUGGUACAAUGUUAUAUGAUAUGAUCAACUCAAGGCGUAUAGAAUAGAUAUGUUAAGAUACAGAUUUUGAACAGCAAAUACCGACUACAGGGGAUCUGGUUGGUCGAUAUUUUAUGUCGAUAUCUCGGUGUCCAAUUUUUUGUUUGUUUGUUUUUGAUUUGCCGAGCUAAAGUGAACAUUCCACUAAAUAAUAGUAAUAAUAAUACUUUGUUAUAUAGCACGUUUUAAUACAAGUAAUAAAGUGCUUUACUGUGUGCUAUUGAAACAGAAAAAGAUUUUUUUUUUAAAGAUAAACAAUAAGCAGGAAAAUAGAUAUAUAAACAUGAAAUAGGAGCUUGAAUGUGAUUAAAUAAAAAAAUAAAUAACUCAGACAAAAAUUGUCACAUGUGACUUUAAGAUUUCUGUCUGGCUAUCUCUGGAUUUAUUAUGAUGGAAGAAAGAACAAGUUAAUUAUUGUGGUUACAUAAAAAAAAAAAGAUCUCAUGUAACGAUCAGGAGCUAGAGGUUGUUUUUUAAUUUUAUUUGCUGUCAUUAUUUGGUCAUAAAAUGAAAAACGUAUUAAUCUUAUCUUGAAACUCUGCAUGUGUCUGCGACCUGCUAACACCUGGUCUCCUGGUCCUGUUUCUGAUUCUUACCCAGUCCAAACUCUGAAGGUCAGAUUCUCUGCUGUUUGUGCAGAAUCAGGGGUUAACAAUUAAAGCCUGAAGAAAACACCUGAACGGUUAAAGACUGUAGAUUGUAAACGUAGAUUCAGUGUGUUUUCUCACCUAGAUGCUUCUCGAGAUGAUCGGCUUCAGUUGUGUGUGGAUUUUUACUGUUUCGUAUGUUCAGAGGUUUAAAUGUGCUUGCUUAAGGUCAAGUCCCGCUCUCUCUGCUGCAGAAUCAUCGUCCUCUCUGCAUGAGGUUGAAUGUAAAGGUGAAGCCCGCUAUGUGCUCACAGUGGCAGGGUGGAGGAGAGGCAGAUGGCACACACAAGCUCUCCACACUGAGGAGAAUCACAGAUAAUUGGAGAGCGAUGCUUAGCCGCAGCCCUGCCGAUCGAUGCCAAUCCGCCUGCUCUAAGUCCAGGGGUUAUGCUUUGCUUUUCUUUCCAUACACUGCAAUUAAUCCAGUGUUUAGCCCGGUAUGUGAAGAGCACAGGAGAAUACCAAUGACCCGUUUAAGGCCCUGCUUGUCCUUUAAUCUUCCUUUUCUGUGACCCUAAAAUGCACCGCUGUUGUGUUAGAUCUGGAUGUAAGGCGGAUCUGCUGCCACAAACGGUGGUGUGAGGAAACUCUGCGCUGAGAAAUCAAACACAAUCAAAACAUGCUCCUGGUUUUGUGUGUUUUUUUUUUACACAUGAAGAAAAGCCCACAGCGGCGUCUCCUGAGACAGAAUGAAAGCAGCCUCAGGGUAGUGUUAACUGGCUGAGUAAAUGAUAGAUUUAUAUCCUAAAUCCAUUAGCAAAGCCACAGGGACCACGGAGACACCUCAGGCUACUGACAGGGGGGUAAAAGAGGAGCUGGUGGAACUGGACAGAGAAUUAGCAUGUGUGUUUACAUGUUUUUACCUGUUAAUCUUAAGUGGAAACAAAAAGUAUGAUAUUAUCUGGCUGAAUUAGGAUAAUCGCUAUUUUUAAAAUCUAAAUUAACACUAAAAUGAAACCUCUACUUAAGGACAGGUGCUCAAAUUCAGGCUGAUUCUUAUUUUUUGUUCAGGUUUGAGGUCUGACUUUGAAAUCAGCUUGAUCAAAUCACAGCCUGAUCUGCUGCCACAGGAUGAAUUUCUGACAUGUUAGAGAUUUGUGGAGUCAGCUGACUCCACAAGCUUAUCUAAUGUCAUUUUUAUUCCUGAUUGCACCUGAGCAGCAGCUGAGAGUACAGUAGUAACUCGAGGUGUGUAAUCCAUCAUCUACAGUAAUAUAAUAAUGUUGUUUUAACAAAAUGACAAUUACAAGUGAGUCACUCGUUUUGCAAAAUUCAAUUAAAAGACGCCUCCAGAGCCCAGAUAAACAAAACCCUGUUUAAUCACUAACUGCUCCUUUAAAGUUUUUGAUCAGUUUCUUUAUUUUUCAUCAUUUUGAGCGACUCCCUUUCUCUGCUCUAAAUAAAGUUUUAAGAUCAGUUUAGAGACAGAUAGAGGCGGAGGAAGAUCCUGGAAUCCUACAUGAGUAAAUCUAUAUGGACGCACUCCUCCUGAACUGUCUAAAGAAGAGAGUUGGGAGUAGAGAGGUUGGUAUUUUUGAGUAGGGAUUAAUCCUGCUGUUGAAUGGCUGUUUCCUGCUGAAGUGGCUAAUAUUUUAAUUAAGCCUGAGGAGGACUCUCUCUCUCCUCCCUGAUAAACUCCCUCUCCUCUGUUGAUGGUAAUUUAGCAGCUCCCCUGAGACUCACCCAGACGCACUGCUGUUUGUGAGCCAGAGCUGUUUCAUUGUGCAUGCACAGACCCCCCCUUUAACGUGUGCGUGCUAAUUGGUGGACGUGCUAGCUGCUCUUGCCAUGCAGCACGCUGCUGCUGCAGCUCUGUGACAUCUCCAGUCCACAGGCCAUCCUGCGGGAGCUCUUCAGUCAGGCCUAAGUGGGGCUCUUUGUGGGCUGUUUGUCAGGCCUAAGCGGACUGCCACGGGGGGUCUUUGUUGCAGGGAUGUAGUGCUAAAUGGAGGCAGAUGGUGGGGAGUUAUCCGUGUGAGACUCAGGGCUGCGGAGGAGGCUCCGUCGCCCCCCUCAAAGAGGGUCACGCUGGGUCAUAGCCCCUGUCUGCCUCUUGUUAGCGCUCUCAAAAGUGGACCAUGUGGGCCCAGAUUUGGCCCUGAGUCUGCAGGGAUGGUAUCCAAGGAGACGGUGGUCCUGAGGGAGCUGGUGGGAUGGGGCAUCCAGAGGCUCCCACACCCUCAUAGACACCCAGAGUCCAUAAAAGCGGGCUCAGCUCUGUUUGACUGGCAGGGAGGGCGUGUCUGAUCCUUAAUAGAUCUUUAGUCAGCAGGAUAAUAGACUGUCUGUUCCUCUGCUGGCUGUAUUUCCUCUCACAUCCUCUCCUCUCUUUGUCAAACUCACUCAUUAAGAGUAAUUACAAGGUGUAGGGGGGGUUUCAAUCCUGACGAUUUAUGAGUUUGAGAAAGAAAUCGGCAGGGUUCGGCACGUAGCGCAGAUUUCUCAGGGCUCGACAGUGCGACCGUUUCACUCACAUUUGCGACUAAAAACAGAUGUGUGCGAAUUGUAAAAUGUAUUUCGGGGCACAUGUGCGAUGAAAAAAAUUAGCAGAGGAAACAAAUGUUUUUACAUAUUAAUACUGCAGUGAAGUUAGUUUUCGGUUGGAUAUCCAACAGACAUUCACUGAGGAUCUACCAAUGUCUUCUAACUCUCCAUAACUGGUUGUAGCAACAGCAGCGGUGACACUGUAGCAACGCGGUUGAAUCGGCAUCCUCACUGUCAAUGAUGGGUGUUGAAUAAGGGACCAUCAAAAAAUUACUGGUUGAUGUUCUCAAAAAAGGCUGUUUUCCUUCAAAAGUUUCCAUGUCAUGUGACCAAAAUAACUAAUAUUGAUUUCAAAUAAUAGUGCUUAUGUCAACCAAUAAGACACACAUUAUUUGAUCAAUUUUCAUUGUGCCUCUAAAGUUCUUUGUGUGCUCCUAACUUUUUUUAACUUGUGAAAAAAGUUAGUGUCAAGCCCUGUUUCUUAUGUUUGUUUUUAAAGGGCACUCACUGUUUGUUUUCCAUGAGCUGGUGAUUCAUGUUGAAUACACGAGUCACAUUCAGAUGUUUGAUAUUAAAAAAGUUAUUGAGAGAAUACAUUUAAUGAAAAAAAAAAUCACUGCAAAAAUUUAAAUGUUUUCUAAGUGACUUAUCAGACGACACCCACAGCCUUCAAAAAUGAGGCAAAAAUUCAGGUUGUUUUACUCUGUAUAUCGACAUCAGUCUGUGUUGUGGUUUUGUGAUUCUGACCCCCCCCCCCCCCCCCCUCUCUCUCUCCUGUAGGUUUGCUGGGCGGACGAUCAGCAGUGGAGCUCUGGUCUUGGUGUCCCUGGAGCUGAAGGAGUCCCCCGCCGCCCUGCUCACCAUCAACACAGAGAAGAGCGUCAUGGCGUCCAUGUUGCUCCGAGACCUCAAACAAGCACUUGCCCAGGCGUAGAAACCCCUCCCUCUCUCCUUCUCAUCUCCUCCUCCCCCUCCUCCUCUCCUUUCCUCUCCCAUUAGUCCAGGUAAAGAAGAUCAUCUCACAGAUUUUAAUUCUGCAGUUUAGGACGAUUCAGGUGGUUUUUCUCCAAAACACAAACCUCAGAGGAGAAGAGCUGAAAUUUGACGUAGGAAUUAAUUUGUGAAAGUCAUUAAAAACAAAAGAAUAAGAGAGAUGAUUAAAAAUUCAAUUAUAUGUCCUUUAAUUUCCAUCACGAAUCAGCUGUUUGGACUUCAGUGUUUAUUUUUGUUACAGUCAAACAGCUGAUCAAAGGUAAGGGAGAAGACAGACUCACUUUCACUGUCCUGCUACAGUAAAAUGAGUCUCUGACGCAUCAGUGUUUGACUAGAUUUUAUUAACUUUAAUGUUCAAAACCUCAAGUGUCAAAAUAAAAAGACUCCUUUCCCUCUUGUAGUCCCUGUCACUGAUGUAGUUUUACAUUCCAGACCCCUUAAACCCCGUCUUUCAAAGUGCCUUCAAGAGAAAAUAAUGUUAUUUAGAAAAACCAAACGUACUUUAGUCGUAAAUCAAACAGGUCUUUUUAUCUGUCUCGCCUUGUGCCGAACAAUAAAAAGUGAAUUUAUCAAAAA
This is a messenger RNA of Xyrichtys novacula (pearly razorfish), 63212 nucleotides long. The record is from the annotation of a GenBank genome assembly. NCBI's taxonomy places the organism in Eukaryota, Metazoa, Chordata, Actinopteri, Labriformes, Labridae.